AUGAGCGAGCAAGAGGAGGACCGAGGGACCCGCAGAGCCCCGCGGUGGAUGCCAAGAGCUGCAGCGAGGCUCGCGUCCCUCGCCCGGUGGCCGGGAGGCGGCGGCUCUGAGGCGCCCUCCGCUUCUCGGCUGGGGCAGGAGACGAGGGGCGGAACUACCGCCAGCCAGAGCCCAAACUUUCCCCGGCAUGUGUCCUUGGGCGAGGCACGCGCCCAGCGGCAGGAGCGCGGAGAGGAGGAGAGCCGCGCGCUCGCCCGGGACCCUGGCGGCAGCAUGAGCCCGUGGCGCUGCGCAGCGGCCCAGGAGAGGCGGCCGGGGAAGGGCUGCGCGCUGCGCCUCUGCCUGCUCUCCGCCACCCUCCUCCUCUGCCUGCUGCAGCUGGGGCUCCGGCGCUCCUGGGACGCCGCAGAGCCCGCCAAGGAGGCGCGCAAACCGCCUCUCCCGCCGCCGCCGGGAGCUCGCAGAGCUGAGAAGGCGAACGAGGCGACCAGCAGGCGGCAGGUGACCUAUGUGAGGAGCGGCCGCCGCAGGGGCCCAGCCGAGCCCACCUGUUGCCUCCAGGGGGCGCCCCCGAGCGACGCCCGCAAGAAGGUAAGAAUGGCCGCCUCCGUGCGGUCGGUGGUUCACCCUUCAGUUGGGAGCUGCUGCUGCUGCUUGAGACGUGGCUCGGUUCAGGCCUGGUGGGCGUGAGGAGGUAAUGGUAUGGAGGAGAAUCCCAGAAUCAUAGAAGGGAUCCGGUGGGUCAUCUAGUCCAACCCCUUGCAAUACGAUGCAUUGAGGCCCCGAGGUUGCCAGGACAUGAUGUUAAAUUAUGAGGUGGCCUUGGGUUGUCUGCUAGUUCUGCUGAGAGUCGCAAAAGGGAUGGUUUCUUUUCUUUCUCUCUUGGCUGUUUAUGCAUCCUACAUUUAAAGUACGUCCAGCCUCCAGGAAUUGUAGGUGCUGUAGUUUGCCCAGCAGAACUACAAUUCCCAGCACUAUUAAACUGCUCUUCCCAAGAUUAUUGGGUGUGCGUGUGUGGCAUGUGAGCUUUAUUCAGGUGGUCUGUGGCAUGUUUGUCCAUUUGUGGUUGAAUAUGGGAUUUUUGUUUUUAUUGCUUCUUUUUUAUAUUGUAUUUUGUUUUAUUACAAUUUUAAUUCUGCAUAAUUCAGAUUAUAGUACAAUAAAAUACAAUAUAUGUAUGAAAUAAGUGGUGAGGCAUGCACUGAGACUGAGCUGGUAAAGCUGUCACCAAACUGUAAAGUGAGGGGCCCUGUGUAGCUGUCUAAUCUGAAAAAGUGACCUUGGAAAUAUUCUACAGAAAUCUGGAGCAUCCACAGGAUGUGUAUUCUGGAAUAAAAGGCAUCCUUUGACAAUGAAUAUCGUAAGGCAACCAUAAGUCAUGAGUGCUAGACUGGUACAUUUAUUUAAUCUCAGCCUAGCAAAUCUAUUUCCAUUAUGGCAGGUAGCCCCAUAUGCUGGUAAAAUUGCCUUCAAAAAUAAGGUUAAGGUUGAUUUGGGAAUUUGAAGUUGUUCGUAAACUUGGGGCCCAGACAGGGUUUGAAGCAGCUGAGCCAAAGAGAUCAUGAGAAGUAAAUUAGUUUUUAUGAUGAGGGACUCAAAAUGCUGUCCUCAUCUGGAACAAUAACAACCUGAAGCAAUACAAGCUCUGUAAUGAGGACAGAGUUCAAAUGUGAUCAAAGAAUGUCGAGCUUUGAGACUCUGCAGUAAGAUUGCAGUCUGAAGCAACCUAAACUUUGAAGUAAAUCCACUUGAAAUCAGUGGGAUUUGAGUAAACAUGAUUUAAGUUCAGGCUGUUCAGAUAACACCUGGUGUCUCAGAUCUAAAUAGCCAUGUACUUCAGGGAAAUGUCAUUUUCAGAUCUGCAUUAUGUCCGGUCCUCUCUAUAUGAGUGCCCUUCAUCAAUUAGAAAUAAUUCUUGGUGGCAGUAAUUUCCCUCUUUAAAGUGUAUCAGAUGUCCCCAGAUGUACUUCAGAGAAGAAAAGCUGUUGCCUGUCCUUCAUUUCAGAUAUCUUAUUGUAGCUCAUUUCCUACAUUAUAUCUGGAUAGUGUUUGUGUGUGUGUGUGUACGUACGUACGUGUAUGGUAAGCUGCAUUGUGUUAAGGCAGGACAAAUACUUUAUGAAUAAUUCAGCGGUUCUUUCUGUCUCUCUGCCUCUGCUUUUCUGCUUUUUACUUACAUUUCAGGGAUGCUUUUGUUUGUUUUUAGGAACGUAGGAUAGGUUAGACCAGUGUUUCUCAAACACUACGCUGGGAUUCACCAUUGGACCUUGUACCACUUUCAGGUGAGCCUCAGUGCCACAGCCUGCCCAGUGCCACCCUACCUAUGCUAUUUCUAAGUGAUUCCCACCAUAGCCUUGGAUGGUUGCUACAAAAAGCUCCAGUACACAGACAGUCUUUGUAUUUGUGGUCAACCUCGGAUGGAAGACACCACCCAUUAUUAGAGCAGCAAGCAAAGUCUAAAAUCAAGGAAGUCAGACCCUAAGCCCUUUACCAGAUGUUACUAUUCUUUUUGGACCUGUGGUCACAUUUGCAAAGCAGAGGAACAGUUUGGGCAGUACAUGCAUGCUGCAACUCUCCCCCCCUCCCCAGCUGUAACCCCACUAAAAUCACCCAAUGCCUCAAUUAGGCUUGAAAAAAAAUCAUUUAUUACCCUUGGAAGAAGCCAGAAGGGGGGUGAGACCCUGUGAGCAUCAUAGGCGGCUUCUGUGGGCAGCUGUGUGCCCUCAGGUACCACAUUGGUGACCCAUGCUCUUACAGUGCAAUCCUUGACAUGUCUAUUCAAAAGUGAGCCCCAUUGAGUUCAAUAGGACUUGCUUCCUUGGAUUGCUUUGUAAAUGUAAAAGUUAUUCUACCCCCAUUUCUCCUCCAGCAGUUAAAAUGGAUUACAGAGAAAUUUAAAAUACUGAUAAGGAUCGCACUCUCAGAUGUUUGAAAUGAUGUUCUUAAUAUAAUCCUUAAAUAACCACAGGGUUUAGAUGAAUUGUUGGGGGGAAAUUUGCUUUGCUUUGUUUUAUUUUUGAUAAAGACUAUCAGGAAAUAGCGGUAUUCUUCUAUGAGUAAACAUUGUGAUGAUGGUUUUUGGCAUGCUCAUCAGGGACUUCCUGCUGGGAGCCGCAGGUAAAGAGAAAAAAAAUGCAGAGGGGCUAUGCUGAAAAGAUUUUGAAAUAUUUCAUAAAGUUCUGCCUCUUAUCAGAUGCAAGUAUCUUGAUUGCAGGUUAUUUCCAUAACUGCAAGCAAUUAUAAUCAUAUUAAUCAUAUGGAUUUGUUCUUCUUAGUGUGUGUUAAAAUAACACAUUGAGAGUUAAAUGGCUUCUGUCUUCACCUUCAGGCUGUUUUUAUGUAAAGUUAUAACUGCUAAGUACAUUUAUCUGAUUUUUAAAAAGCUGAAUGUAUGGAAAACACCAAUAAAAAACAAAAGGAUUGUCCUUUGCAGCCCAACCAUGUGACAGAUCUGGUAAACACCAGAGCCACCAAUAUAAUUCUUGGCAUGUUUGCCAAGAAACCAGAUGUUUCUACACUUUCUGGUUUAUAAAAAACAUAUUAUCCCACUUGGCAUUCACAGUCCAUCACAGCCAUCCAAAGAAUAACUAGUGGAGAGAAAUGAUGUGUUAUGAUUUGCAAAAUGAAAGCAUGAAGCCCUCUUUAUAGCCUGAUAGAGUAGCCAAGAUAAAAUUGUCAAGUAUGGCUCAAAAUACCACAAUGGGAAAGAAAUGUAUGAUGACGAUUUUAAACAAUACCAACAAAAAUCAGGUUUUUAUUUUCAGAAAUGCACACAUUUGUCCUUCAUGGCUGCUAGCAAUUAUGAAGCCUACAUAUUACUCAUUGCCUUAACUGCAACUAAGAAAAUAGAAUGGAAGUUUACGUUUUAAUAUUUAUUUAUUUAUGCAUUCAUUAAAUGUUUAUCCUGUGCCUUUAGCUCAUCCAUGCUGAUUAUAAAAGACUAAAAACAGUGCAAUCAUACAUUUUUAAAUAAAAAAAUCAACAAAAAAUAAGAUUAAAAUAGCAGGUAGAACAUAAUAAAUACAAUGCAACACAUAAGCAUUUCCUCAGUGGCUUACUUAGUAGGUUUUAAAAUGAAAGUUUAGGAGAAUAAAAAGGUAUUUUGCCUGGCACUGGAAUGAUAUCAGUGUAUGCAGGUGAGCUUCCCUGGGGAGACAUUCCAAGGCUGAGUACCUUGGAAUAGUUCUUUGGCCACAUCUGCACUAUGCAUUUAAAGCACUGCUAUAGCAUUUUAACAGCCAUGACUUCCCCUGAAGAAUCCUGUAGUUUUAAGAGUUCUUAGAAGACCACUAGUCCACUCAGUUACAAUUGUUAGCAAUCAAUCCCCUUUCCCAAGGAACUCUGGGAACUGUAGGUCUGUGAGGGGAAUAGGGGGUUCCCAACAACUCUCAGUGCCCUUAAAAGAUCAGAGUUCCCAGGAUUCUUUGGGGGAAGCCAUGACUGUUACAAUGGUAUAAUAGUGCUUUAAAUGUAUGGUGAAGACGUGGCCUAUUUCAUUCACCAUCUGCCUUUCCUCAAAAGGGGGCAGGCCCAGCCCAAGACAUUGUGGUCUGAGGGAAAGGGCAAUGCCGGACCCCCCCCCACACACAUUCCAACUUCUCUCUGUACUGGCAGUCAGAUUUUGCUUCAACAAUGGGACAGUGUCCACUACUGCAUCUGAGGGCAGCAGCCUAGUUUAGAGGGCAGAAGGUUGUGGGAGAAUGAAUGGGAGCCUCAAGAGGAGCAGCUGGGAAGGCUGCUGCCACUUGGCUUCUACCACCUGAAUCAGAUGUGUUACUCUGCCUAAUGUUAGGGUCGGCCCUGGCGGGGCGACGGGACACCAGGAAAAGACAUACAAUGACUUUAGGGACUGGGUGAACUAGUGUGGACAAAGAUGAGCUAAUAUGUACUUGGGCUUUAAACAAUGUAGGUGUUUAAAUUACUGUAGGUAAUCAUCCGCACUUCCAAUUAAGCUCAGAAAUGGACUGGAAGUCAGUGGAGCUGGGUGAAUACAGCAACCCAGUGACUAUUUCAAACUAGCUCCCAUCCUUUAAAAUGUAUGUGCACCAGAUUGCAAUAGUCCAACUUGCCCCAAAAGGAAAGGUUUGAGAGAGGCUGAUAAUUGGGACAUCUUUCAAGGUCUUCCCCAGCUUCUCCAUCCCCUCCUCCUCAGUACUUCCACUUGAUAUAGUGCCUGUCCCACUUCCCCUCUUGAGCUGCUGAAGGCAAAGCCUCGGAAAUGCAUCUUUUUUAUACCCCCUGUUUUGAGGUCCUAGAUUCAGGGAAGAUAAAGUUUCCUGCCAGAAUUGGUUCUCUGCCCUUUGUCACAGGGAGUCAAGGAGAAAGUUGGGAACUGACUAUUACAGGCACACCAUUACAAGGUUUUUUCUUAUGUUUCUGGGAAAGAAACAUUUCUUGAAUGUUUAAAAAUUGAAAUCUUGCAUUCUCUUUGACUUUCAUCCAGAUUUAUUUUCCUUAAUAAAGGGAAUUUGUAGCCUUUGGCAAAAAAACACACACACUGAAAUCUUUAGGACACUUAACAAUAACAUUAUUAUGUUACAAUAAAAAUGCUAUUGCAUCAUCUUAGAAACUAGGAAAUGCCACACUGAAACAGAUGGACUAAAGAAAUUAUAUCUGACUGUGCCUGGACUGGAAGCUUCAAAGGAAAAACCAAAACUAAUUAUAAUCAUUAGCAUUCCUUCCAAGGGCUUAUGUAUAUGAUCUGAUAUACCAGACCUUUCAGAAGUGAUUGAUUCAGAGUAGUUAUUCUGCAUCAACAUUCCUUGUUUACUCAGGCAGGGAAUCUCAAGUGUUGCACAUAUUCUUAUAUCUUUGCUCAAUAUCUUGGAUUGCUUUUAGUGUGCUACUGACAGAGAAUUUUGAACUCCUCCAUCUCUUCAUAUCUGAAUUAACCACCCUACUAGGUUUUCAAAAUCUCAGAUGAGAGGAGCCUCAUUAUACUACUUCUCAUUUUGUUGUUUUGGUCAUCUUUAGUCUCUGAUUAUUCCCAUGCACGUACAAACAAAACCCAGACUUUGGAUACGAUCCUAAUCAUGUUUGCUUGGAAGUGAGGAUCACGCUGCAAAAAUAGCAGAUACUGUCAGCACUGUUUUAAGGACAUUGAGCACUUGGAGACAUAGUCCUUCACUCCUGUGUUUAUAAUUUCGUGAACAUAUAGCAACAGCAUUCUUGGUUGCUGAAAUAAUGACAUAAAAGGCAUCCUGAAUUGAAUACAUCAAUGUCACAUGAGGUGUGCUGCUGCUCUGUUGCUCUCUCAGCUGUGGCAGUGCUGCCACUUGCCAGAACUGGAAUGGCUGGGGAAGCACUGGGUUGACAGUUGUGGGUGCAGAUGUGCAUAUACCUGCUGUCACUGCCAGCCUGAUCCUUCCCCUGCUGUGGCUGUCACCCUGCCCUAUCUUGGUCAUGGUGGCGGUGGCACAGCAGUGGCAUCCCACCUCAUGCACUGUGAAUGGAUGAGAUGUGGGGCAUGCUCUGGGGAAAGUUAAACCCACAACUAUGGGGCUUAAGUGCAACUAGCUUUCUUAGAAUUGGUCCUAUAGCAUUCCUUAGGAAUCCUCUGGGUGCAAAGGGCUUGUAAGGGAGUUUGUGCUCUCAUUGCAAAGAAAGGGGAACUUUUCGCACACAUGGAUUUUAUAAUAACUCUUGGUUAUCUUCUCCUGUGAUCAAACCCAUUUCGCCUGGGAGAUUAAUAGCAUUACAGCACUAGGUAUUGUGACUUCAAGCCAUUGGCAUCUGCAUGGAUAACUAAGGAAGACUUCAGGGAGUUCUUGUUCAAAUAUUGUCAGUCUGAAAGAGCAGACUGAGAGAGAUUAUUGUGUUUGCAAUAAAAGGAUGCCCUUUCAUUGACAGUUGUUUUCAACAGCAAAUAAUCAGGUCCCAGGAGCACCAGCGCAACCUGGUACAAAAUCAGGGGGGAGGGGAGUAGAGAAAGAAUGAAAGAGAAGAUAUAGAAGCUCUGGAAUUAUUUUCGCAGUAACUGUGCAAGGAAAAGCUACUGAUCUUUUAAUUGUAUUUUAAAGCCUUUUCAUUUGCAGUUAAUAGACCAGAAAAUACUGAUUAUAAAAUGGUUCCUGGCAGUGAUGUCUCUUGCAAGCUUACUAGGUUAAUGAUCACACAGCAGAGCCAUGAUCCUUGCAUGCUUACCUUAGCUUUUAAAAAAUUAGUCUUGCUUCAUACAUUUUUGAGCAGCAGCUGGGGAAUCCUAUCUUUCAGGGGUGGGGGAAACUCAUAGCAUGACAUGCUGUAAUUAUAAUCGCCUAGCAAAAUCUCAUCAAAUUUGAUGAAUUGCAGGGUGAUGGGCGAUGAACAGAGAGCUCCGUCUUCCUUUCUCCCAAUAAGAUUCAAAUUCUUUUCAUCCCUUCCUGUUCCCCAUUCUCUAGCUCUGCCCCCCACAUCCCGGGAGUCAUUAUUCUGCCCCAGCUCCUAUGCCGAGGGAGGCAGACGGUUCUUACCAGCAUGCUGGUAAGAGGGUAUUGCCUUGUUCUUCAUUUCCUGCUAGCAUUUUAGUCACAACAGCUAACGAGCAGGAUCUGUUGGAUCAACUUCCUAGCAUUGCUUUUUUGAGUGGGGGUUGAUACUCCAAAAUACACAGUUGGGCAAUGCCAUCUGUCACUAAAUAGGGGCAACAUUUCUAGUUCUAUCAAACUCUUCAUCAGGCAAGAUACUACACCAAGGUAGGAGGUAGUGAGGAUAAGGGAUGCUGGAGACCUCUGACAGAAACUGGAGAGGAAAAUGCUGAUGUCCACUUAUUUGUCCAGUGUCCAGAAUGGAAAUCAAUCCAGCAAAUAUGAUCAGUUGUUGCUGCUUUCAGUCUUCAGAUGAUACAUAAUGGAUGACUCCCCUUUCCCCAAGUUCAGUUGUGUUUCCUUUGUAGUGUAUUGAAGUGAAUGGCCUGUGCAUUGAAAUGAAUCAUGGGGCAUAGCAUAAUAAUACUGUGAUUAAUAACAUCAUUAGUUAUGUAAUUACAUAAAAUUACAUUACAGUGGUCAGAAGCUGAAAUGCGUCAGAACAGAAGCACUGUACAUAAUGAACAUGGGUCAGAAUGGAAAUCAAUGCCUUCUUGCAUCCCUAGCAGGGACAUGAGGGGUGGGAAUUAAAAAGCAAAAAAGUAUAUAAAUUAUUCUGGAUGUUAUGAGCUUUUAGACUUGGUUCCAAAACUGUGCACUUAAAAAAAUCUCUGCUUGUUGUUACAGAUACCAAGUUACACACCAUUUCUGAGAACACAAAGGCCACCCGUUACUCAGCUCCCUCAACACAUCACAAGUUGAUAUACACAGGGCCCUAAUUAGGCACAGAGCAGAAACAAAGAGAAGCACAGCAAUCUGUAUUUUAGCAAAGCUGAUGAUAUAUUCUGUGUGGCGCUAGGUGAGAGUGUUGAGUGAUGCCAAAUUGACUAAGAAGGUAUUUUCCAAGGCACCUAAAAAUGUAGCCAUGUUGGUGUAUAAGAAAAAACAACAACCUGCAAAAUCAACAGCUGGGCAAUGUAACAGAAGGGGGGGGGGGAGCUGGGAGAGCUUGCUUAUGCCCUUCCUUGCACAAUUUCCUUGUGAGUAGGUCAGCCAUGCCCUGAAACUAUAUGGUAAUUGCUGCCACUUUUCUUCAACACUUACAGCCUCCAGACAGGAGGGAGUUCUAGAGUGCUUAAGGAAAUACUAAAACCCGGGACUAUGAAGUAGCAUUUAGUUUCUAUGACCCUCUCCAGGGUGCAAGAUCUAUCUCAGUUUACAAGGAGCAAUAGGGCUACUAUCCAGCUGCCUUUCCCUCUUGCGGAUAUAGUGCGACUAGCUCUUCUCUCCAUUGAAAUCCCAUUAUUUCACCCCAGGAGCAUAGGUUUCAGUGGCUAGACAUGUGAAAGAUUAUCUGAAUCCUAGAGUUUGGCUGAAAUGCACUUCAGACCCCAGCAGCCAAAUGCUAUGAAGUUUAAUUAAGAAUAAUAAAAAUGGAUAGAGCAGGCUAUUGGAAAAUAAAGGGACCCCCUAGCUAAAAUUUAUGCUGACCUAGCUACAUAUAGGCUUCUGGUUUCCCCAUGAGUAACACAGUGUAGAUGGUCUGUUGCAGGGUUUUCUGAUUGGGAACUAAUCUUGCUUGAAAAAUUGCAUAUAUGUGUAAUAUAUUAUUGGAAAAACAUAUGUGAAUGCAUAUAAAUACUGAAUAGUAUAAUGGGUAUUAAAUGCAUGCGGAGACACACCCAUGUAUUUAUAAAAUAUAACCUGCAGUCUUCCUAGUGGGCUGAAACGUAAAGCAGAUAAUAAAUGGAGUGACUGCAAUUUGUUAGAAUGCAACUAGUUUAUCAUUUCUAGACAACAUAUCCACAUUCCUUUAGGAUCUUUGUAACUUAUUGAUGCAGCUUGAAGUUAUUUAUGCUAGUCAGCCUUCUUUUGAGAGAAUAAAGUAAAGGCGACAUGCCGGCCUUCUUAAGGAGCCAGAUAAUUUAUUAGAGUAAUAGAAUUCUGUAUACAAAUAUGCUGAAGGCCAUGCAUACCAGUGGAAUGAAGGCUAUAAUUUGGAAUCUACUGUUGUGGUAAUAACUCAGCAGCAUUUAGAGCAGAGGCAGUUGAGCUGUUUCCAGCCUCAUUUACAGGAGCUAGCAGCAAACUUAGUUGAACAAGUGGGACCUGCAACAAAGUCUUGCCGUUUUGGAGUCCUCCUCUAGCCAACCACACCCUCUUCCAGGCCACUCCAUUCUAUUCCAUUCUGGUUUUAUAUCCCCCCCCCCAAGUCAUUCAGCAUUCUGUGGUCUCUAAGACGUUAAGUAUCUCAGUCGGUAGAGCAUGAGACUCCUAAUCUCAGGGUUGUGGGGUUGAGCCCCACAUUGGGGGGUUGGACUCAAUGACCCGUGAUCCCUUCCAACUCUACGAUUCUAAAACUCUAAGCAUGCUAAGUUCUCACUGGACCUUACUGGAGUCAUCCUGUCCUCUGGAAUAAUCCUAACUUCUGGUUGGAGAGCAGUGGGGCUGACCAGAGCAGUGGGGGCCACCAUUGCAGUAUAUUUCUUGAUUUUGUUGCUGGGCUGGCAACAAGUGGGUACAAGAAAGAAAUAAUAAUAAUAAUAAUAAUAAUAAUAAUAAUAAUAAAAAUGUUUUUAUAUCCUGCCCUCCCCAGCCGAAGCCGGGCUCAGAGUGGCUAACAACAGUAAAAUGAUAAAACAUUAUAAAAUCAUUUUAUUAUAAAAUUAAUUAAUUAAUCCAGAUCUGACUCCUCCCUAACUGUUAAACCAGUUUGGGAUACAUUGGACCCUUGGGUGGGCCAUUUGUUCUGCUUCUCUCUCCUCAUCCUUCCCUGUUUGAGGACAUUACAUUGGAUACUGCUGGCACUGGCAACAGCCUACAGUGUUGGUGGGUUCAGCAAAGCCCCCUGCAGCAUUGGAUCCUCUGCCACAUCAGUGCAGGUUAGGAUUGCUCUGCCCAUUGGCCUUUGGUCUGAUCCAACAGGGUCUUCUUAUGUUAUAAGUAACUACUGGAAAUGUUAAUUUACUGAUCUUUUAUAUCCUGGUAAUCCUACACCUGAAAAUAGUUAAUAUUGCUUGAAGAUACAGCCAUUAACACUCAGGUGGUAGGAAAGGUAUUUGCGUGCAACAAUAAUGUAUAAUAAAAAUAAAAAAACCUUGUUGCUUAAAGACUUAAGGUUGUUGUGUUUUUUAAAAAAAGAAAGAUUAGGGGAAUUUGUUCUGCUCAGCAGAUUUUUGCUUGUAAAAGACUACAGGGUAUUUUUUAUUUUUCUUGCUUUAGGCAUAGUAAUGCUAUUUAGUUCUUUUAAUGAAAAUUUUUAAAUGAAGGUGUGGUUCUUUUAAAGUAGUCAGAAGCAAGUGGAGCACAGUGGAUCUUGUUCCAGACUUAUUAGCUAACACGUAGCUAGUUCUACUUACAAAAAACAAAACCUGCAGCUGCACUGCUAUUCUCACUUACUUGAGAGUAACUUUCAUUUAACCCGUUGUGAUUUAAAACCAAAUAAACCAGUAUAGAAUUGGACCAAGAGGAUGGGGCUGGGCAUAGCUCAGUGGCAGAAUACAUUGUGUUAUAAGUUUGGGGGUUGGGUGGGAAGAAUAGGCUGUAUUUGAGAGCCAUCUAAGCCCUGGAUCCAGCAAGUUUAAAAUAUAAGGCAGGAUAGCUUCCUGAGUUGAGGGAAUAUCCUAGGUUAUUAAGGCAACAAAGGAAGUGGCUUGGCACCAGAUGUCAAAUGGGUGGGCCUCCCUCCCUCAGCUCAUGGUUAGUUAGAGGGGUGAAGAGUUUAGAAUUGCAGUGAUGCGGGCCAGAAGUGAAGCAGCAAGUUGGAGAGAGAGCGAGAGUAAUGUUUAAAAGCAAUAUUUGAUUUCAGUUUGGGUUAUGGGAGAAGCAAGAUCCUUUUGGGGUGCUGUGAACCGCUCCAUCAUAUGAUCAGGUUGUACAUAUGUGUAAAUAAACCAUAUAUCAUAAAGACACCACAGUCUCCACUGUGCCUCAUUCCCAAAGGAAACAUGGACCUUGGGUGAGCGCCUGGAACCCCUGGAAUCUCACACUGCUCAGAGAUUGGGGUGGCAUGCAACAGUACUUUGCCUGCAAAAGGUCCCAGGUUUAAUAUUAGGCUGCAAAAGACCUGUCUGAAACACUGGAGAGUCACUGCCAAUCAGAGUUGACAAUAUUGAGCUAGAUGGACCAAAAGUCUGACUUGGUAUAAGGUAAUUUCCUGUGUUCCUGUGAUGCUCCCUUUUGCUGUACUGUAUAUAUCACAGGACAUUUCUUUUUAACUAGACAGAUUCUAAUUGCUCCCUCUCAUAGUGCACUCAGUCAAGGCCCUAUCAAUCUCAAAGUAAAAUGUGAGCACCUUAAAGAAGGUGCUGGUUUCCAAGCAUUUUGGUGACCCUGCACCCCACCGGGGAAAUAGAGAUGUAAUUUUGUAAAGGAAAAGGAAUGAUACCCUCCCAACAGCCCACGAGAAUGCCCUGUGUUUUCCAGGGAUGUCUGAUGAAAAAGCAAAACAGAAAAGAUGGAAGAUGUAGGUGAACGAAUUAGCUGCCUUGAGCUCCAUACAGUUCAUAGAAUGCUGAAGAAGGUGUGACUUGCUCUGUGGAACUCUGGAACCAAACGCUUAAAAGGGUGGGGAGAUACUGCAACAUUUUGCUGCAAGCCCGGCUUGUGAUUUGAGAUUUAAAAUUACAUUUAACCUUUUCUCUGUCAAAUUCAAAACCCGUUUGUUUUAUACCUGUGUAUAAAGAGAAUAAAAAUACACCCCAACAUACAACCCGCCCUUUAGAAUAUGCAUGACUUUUUUUUUUAAUUAACUGGAUUUCUGUGUUCAAAGACCAGAUGUUCAUUGUCAGCUGGAUCCACUCAAAACAGUCUUUAAUUUCAGAGCCUAGAGGAGAUUUCCAAAUUUCCAAUUUCUACCUUUCCAGUACCCUGGUGGGCCUCCAGAUUUUAAAAGCUGUGGUUAUGCUUUCAAGCACUUGAAACUAAGAGUAUAUUUCUAAGUAUGGUGUAUAAAUAAUAAGCCAUUAGUGGUAGUGCUCUCCAGAGUCCUGAAAGCCUCCAAAGUAAAACUAAAAAUCUGGCAAUCGACUGGAAGACCUGCUUUUGGGGGUUAGAGAUCACAAUCUCCCAAGCACUUGAUUUUACUGAUUAACAAUUAAAAGCAUCUGGUUCAUUUGGAUGAUCAUCCCAUUUCGAGCUUAUCGUCUGGGAAAUGGCCUGUUUCAAGUCAAGCACCACUUACUCCUUACAGACCAAUGUUUGUCUAGGGUUAGACAGACUUAAAGUUGGCUAGUUUAGCUUGCUUAGUGAUCUGGAUUUAUUGGAAUGCUCUGCUGUAGGUGGGAGAUCAAAAAUAGUAUAGCUGACCUGUCAACAGUGAUGGGCAAGGAUGGUUUUGGCAACUUGGACAUUAAGUGGAAAAGGAGUUGCUAAGUUUCAAUCAGGCUAUCUCUUUAAGAGCCCCAUGGCAAGAAGAGAGGAGGCAGCCAUAGUUUCUUCCACUUCACUUGACCAUUCCAUUUCAUUGCUCUCACCCCUUUGCAUGCAGCUCGUGUGAGUGAGCAGCACCAAAUCCAAAAUCAGCUGAUGUGUGGAAGUGUCUGUGGCCAAGAAAAGCCCUGGCUGCAUCCACUCUUGCUGCUGAAGAGUUGUUAGAGAGAGAGGUGUGCUCUCCUAUUUGCAUUUUGAUCCUUCUCUGUCCUGCAUUGCAGAUAUUACUGAUCCUUCCCCUUGCUGCUUUCCUCCUGUGAGCAUGAGAAACUUCAAAGAACAUGUGCAAAAACAUCGAAUCAUAGUUGAAGGGAUCCCGAGGGUCAUCUAGUCCAACCCCCUGCAUUGCAGGAAUCCUGCCCACAGCUGUCCCGAGGUGGGCUUAAAACACUAACUUUCUGGUUAACAGGCAGACACACUGACCCAUUGCGCCACAGAGGCAUGCAACAUGUGACAGUGGUACCUCGGGGUAAGAACUUAAUUCGUUCUGGAGGUCUGUUCUUAACCUGAAACUGUUCUUAACCUGAAGCACCACUUUAGCUAACGGGGCCUGCUGCGCCGCCGGAGCACAAUUUCUGUUCUCAUCCUGAAGCAAAGUUCUUAACCCGAGGUAAUAUUUCUGGGUUAGCAGAGUCUGUAACCUGAAGCAUAUGUAACCCAAGGUACCACUGUAUAUUGCAAUAUAACAUGGCUGUAUAAAUGUUAAAACGGCAUCUAAGCCACAGGUUUAGAAUUUGCAUUCUAAACCAACAAUUCAGCCAGUCUUGUAUAUGAAACUUUCUCCCAGGGAGGGAAUUAUCUUUGUAGCCCUUUGGCAGCUACAGGCCCACUCCCAGCAUCCCUGAGAGAUCUAACCAUUCUGGUCAGUAAUGUCAUUACUAUAGCUCAUAGCUGUCAGCUUACAGAUUUGAAAAUAAGGGACCAGCAGCCUUGAAAAUAAGGGACCAGCAGCCAAAAUAAGGGACCUGCAGCCUCACCUGUUCCAGGCACUCCAGUCUUCCUGUCCUCCUGCAGUCUGGGUCAAACAUGCUGGUAGCUUCGAGAACACUGUCCAACCAACUUUGUAACCAGAGGUUCAACUGAAUAGAAUCUGAAUCACAUGCACCACAAGGCCUAUGCAGCCUCAACUUAAGAUGGCUCCCCGGCCUGGCUUUGCACUGCAAUGUUUGCAGCAGCACGUGCAACAAAAUGGCGUCCAGCAUUCAAAAGCCCCCUCAGCUUGCAUUAACUAGCCACACACAAGGCAUGCAAGCUCCACCCACCAGUUGUUCUUAGACUUCUUAUUAGGUGAGCAACACAGCCAAGCAACACAGUUGGUUGGGAGGGAGAGGAGCUGCUUCCUUUGAAAUUUAAGGGACAUCAUUUAAGGGACAUUUAAGGGACACCCAUCAAUAAGGGACAGCAGCGGGACAUGGCGCUAGAAUAAGGGACUGUCCCUUCAAAUAAGGGACACUUAACAGCUAUGCUAUAGCUAAAUCUGGAGAGUGAGUUUUUGAGCCCCAGGUUUCCCUAAAGUCCCUUGGUAGGCUGGAUUGUAGCAAGCUAUGGUCACCAGCAUUAAGCAAAGGCCUCCCAAUGGUCUCCUGGCAGCAGUCAUUCCAGUAGACUGCAGCAAUGGGACAGAUGGGAAGCAAGGUCCACAGUUGCUCCUUUCCCUGAACAGUUUUCAUUUGAACUGGUCUUUAGAAGAGCUUUAUAACUUUAAGAAUGGUGCCUGAGUUUGCUUGUUUUCCUUCUCCCUCUUCUUUUUCCUUUGCGUUGUGCCUUUUAGGUUGUAAGCCCAGUGGCGUAGCGUGGGGGGUGCAGGGGGGGCCAGCCGCACCGGGCGCAACAUCUGGGGGGGCGCGCUCGCACUCGCAGCUCUCUGCCCCUACCUGGCUCACUCACUCUCUCUCACUGCUGUGCUGGCUGUGCGAAUCCGAUCCGAGCCGCUGGGUCGCCGCCCACUGUGGAGGGGGUGGGUGCCAGGCGUGCGGUGCGGAGAGAGAGCGAGGGACUAUCUGGGGGAGGGACAGUGCAGCGGCAGCCCAGCGCAGCGCUGAGCGCGGGAGAGAACCACACCAGACCAGACCAGGCAGCAGCAAGAAGAAGCUGGCAGCGGCGGCAGGUUAGGGGGCGCAAAUGACUUGCCUUGCCCCGGGUGCUGACAACCCAUGCUACGCCGCUGUGUAAGCCCGGGGGUAAUGACAGUCUUGUUUAUAACUGAUAUUAUAUAAGCUACCCUGGGAGCUUUUUUGGCUGAAGAGUUGGGUAGAAAUAGUUUAACGGAAUCACAGGGGUUGGUGCUGCACAUUUCCCAUCCUCUGUUGUGCUGAUAGACGCUUUGAUGCUUCAACAUGUAUAGUCCCAGGUAUCUAGGCAACAGCCCCACCUCAGACCAUGGUGUUUCUGACUUGAUCCCGGGAGUCCCUGACACUUUCCUCUAAAUUUAGAUUUAGAGGCUAAGCUCCUUGGGGCAGGGACCUAUCUUUUUACCUCUGCAAAGCAUCCUGUAUAUUGACAACGAAAUAAAUGAUUGAUUAAGUAAUAUUUGACUGUUUCCUCUGGCCCAUCAUUUAUUUAAAAAAUCAUUUAUUGCUCUUACACUUGUUAAUAUUCCCUCUCUCAAAGGCUCAGGGUGGAUAAUAACUCUUAGUGCAUUUCAUAAUGAAACACUGGUGUACAAUAUAUUAAAAUAAUAAAAAAGAGCCUGCACUUAAAGGACCUUUCCCUCUACUAAUCCCCUACCACUAGAUUAUUGUCUGAAUAAAAAAGACACUGCAUUACUUCCUGGGGAUUUCGACUCAGAUAAUUUGUGCACUUGUCAUUAUUAUGCUUUUUAAUAUUGUGCUUCAGAAUUAAUUGCUUUUAAUUAUUAAAAACUUAAGCUCACAUGAGAAAUGCAGUAAAAGUGGAGCAAGACACUUUUGCUCAAUUCAGGGAAGAUGAUCUGCACAGGGCAAAGGCCUUGUUGGAUCAGGAAUCAUACGCAACAAUCUGAGGCUCAUGAUCUGUGCUUUCAGAUGCACAGUGUUCCGUGCAUCCAAUUGCGGAUGUUGUCUUUCCGCACAGCAUUGCUUUCAAUGGUGCACAUUUGAAUGUGUAUCAGGUGGGAUUUCCAGAACGUACAAAGACUGGUAACAUGGGCAUUCCAAAGUGAAACUUAUCUUUACUAAGGCACAGCAAUCUUAGGAGUGCCCCUCAUUUUUAUCGGUUUUUUACAGCUCUGAAGUGUGCUUUGCUUUUGACAUUUGGCCUGGGAAGACUUGACGUCUCCCCUCCUGGCUUCCCUUAGCACACAAGCUAGUUUACAAAUGCGGCUGCUAUUGAGCUCUCAGUGGGUAGCUGCACUGGGUAGCUAAUUUUUGGCACAAGGCCUUUGUGGGUCAGCUUCAAGUUUUGAGAUAACACGCUCUAUUAUUGUAGGGCUGUGGGAUGGAUUCCACAUGUGGUCAGACUGCUAAACGGCAUGAAAUCGAAUACUGAUGGAGAGUGAGAGCAUUAUUUAACGAACUGAUACAAAGAAGGCAUUGUACGCGUACACAAUGCUGAUGCUGUCAAGGAAAGCCUUAAAAAGGCUCUCUCAAGGCCUUUGAAGUCUAAAAAUGGAGGGGGGGGGAAACCUACUACUGACUCUUUGCAAGCCCUUCCUCCUCCAAGCUUUCCACUUAACUGGGUGGGAGUUUGACUCUCGGGCAAUUACCUGCUGCUUCAAAGGAAGCCAUCUCCAGCAAACACCCUGUGAUAUUCAGCCAACAAACUCUCAACCUUUUAGGAGAAGACUUUGUAGCUAUAACUAUGUUUCCCUCCAGUAAUGCUGCAUUACAAAAUAUUUAAACUCCAGUUCUAGACAUGUUCAUGUUCAGUAAGGCAAUCUAUAUUUCAGUGGUCGACUGUGUACAGAUUAGCAGCUUAAAACGUGGUGAAAUACCGUAGUUUCCCCUUCUGUGUUUCAAAUUGCAUGUACACAUUGCUGUACACACCAGAGAGGGGGUGGGAAUGUCUUCACUUGAUAUGCAUUGCCCCUUUGGUUUCCUCAUGCCUGCAGGACUCCCCCUCCCCCGUUCCUGUUCACAAAGCUGUCAUCUUCUGUCUCAAGCGUAGCACAUCUCGACUUAACUGCAAAGUGAUUGUGGCUUAUACAGUGGUGCCUCGCAAGACGAAAUUAAUUCGUUCCGCAAGUUUUGUCGUCUUGCGAUUUUUGUUGUCUUGCGAAGCACGGUGUUGGGAAAGUUUUGGGAAAGCUUCAAAAAUCACCAAAGUCUUUAAAAACGUCAGAAAAGGCUACCACACCGCGUUCUAUGAGGUGCUCCUCGAAGUCAAGUCGCAACUGUAUUAACGGUGUUAAGAAAAAGGAAACACACUUGCAAGACGUUUCCGUCUUGCGAAGCAAGCCCAUGGGGAAAAUCGUCUUGCGAAGCAGCUCAAAAAACAAAAAACCCUUUCGUCUGGCGAGUUUUUUGUCUUGCGAGGCAUUCGUCUUGCGAGGUACCACUGUAUGUUCAAAUCAGAUGAAAGCUGGUUUGAUAGGAAAUGCAUCAAACAACACUUUCUCAAGGAACUGCAGGUUCAGUAUGAAUCGUGGCUGACCUCAUGUGAACACAACUUCAAACACCAGCAGCAGGAGAGCACUGGAGCCAAAGAGUACACAGGAAUGUGUGCAUAGCCGCAGAGCUCUUUUAAAAUUGCCAUCACUCUAACUUUACCUACAGAGGCUGCAGAAUAGCUAUAAGAAUGCCACCUUUUGAGUAGCUAAGCACAAAUUGUUGGUGCAGCCAGUAUAAAUGUCAAACAAUCACUGGUGUUUGCAGUGUGGAGUGAGGCAGUUCAGUUGCAGAAAUGUGGUGGGCUUCUUUGCAAAAUUAGUUUUCCUCCCUCAGCAAUUCAUUAGCUUGCUUCAGUCACAGAUGUUAGUAGAGCAAAUCAUGAACAUGGGGAAAAUAGCCUCUAGGGUCUGUUUCCUAUCCUUUUUACUGCAGGUAAAUUAUUUGCAUUGCAUUAUCAAUGAAUUUACAUUCAGGAUACAAUAUGUAUUAAGAAUUAAUAGUUCUCAAUCUCAAGCCACAAGAGACUUAUCACUGGCUGUGUACACAUGCUGCAGCUGAAAAUGGAUUCGAUGCGUCUCAUUUGUGCAUGUUUUUUGCAUAGUCAAGAUGAUCUUCUCAUCUUAAGUGGCAGACUGCAAUUCCCACCCCCGUGCUUUAGUUCAGAUUUUCUCAAUUGGUGGAUAAUGCUGAGGGGGGGGGGGGAGGAAAUCCCAGCCUAAAAGUGCAUGCUACCUGACUGUGGACAUUCUAAAGUGUAUUGUUUUAGUGGAUUUUUUUUUUAAAAAAUAAAAAUUAAUUUCUAUACCACUCUUCAUCCAAGGCUCAUGGAGCAGUUUGCAAUAUAAAAACAAACAUAACAUAGUAACAAAUAAAGCAUGUAAAACAUGUAAACCAUGGCUUCAUUUGUCACCUGCACCCAGCAAACACCCCCUUCCCCUAGUUUAAAAGGCCAUUGAUUGUUUCGUUAGCCAAAGGCCUGGGAGAAGAGGAAUGUUUUUGCUUUGCGCUACAUAUAUGGUGAUGUUUUGCUGGUUGCAACGACCAUCUAGUAACACACUUUCUACUUCUGUUGACGAGGUGCUCCAUGGGUUGCUGGUGGGAUUGGUCAACACACGUGAUGUUGUUUUGAACAGCUGUUUUUGUGCAAGUCGGGUAAAGUGGUACCUCAGGUUACAAACACUUUGGGUUACAGACUCCGCUAACCCGGAAGUAGUACCUUGGGUUAAGAACUUUACCUCAGGCUGAGAACAGAAAUCGCACGGUGGCAGCGGGAGGCCCCAUUAGCUAAAGUGGUACCUCAGAUUAAGAACAGACCUCCGGAACAAAUUAAGUUCGUAACCAGAGGUACCACUGUACAGUGGUACCUCGGGUUACAGAUGCUUCAGGUUACAUAUGCUUCAGGUUACAGACUCUGCUAAUCCAGAAAUAGUGCUUCAGGUUAAGAACUUUGCUUCAGGAUGAGAACAGAAAUCGUGCUCCGGCGGCACGGUGGCAGCAGGAGGCUCCAUUAGCUAAAGUGGUGCUUCAGGUUAAGAACAGUUUCAGGUUAAGAACAGACCUCCGGAACGAAUUAAGUACUUAACCUGAGGUACCACUGUAUAUCAUAAAGCUCGUAUCUCAGAAAUAAUGGGAAAGAAUGACUGCCUUCACAGGUAAACGAAUACCUGUGUGUUUGCCCACAAUGGACUUCAAGUUUCCAGAAUUCAGGAAGGGUAGGGAAAUAUAAAUUGAGGGGGAGGAAGUCACAAUGCACCCCAUCAAGCACAGCCCACUAGGAUGGCUGAGAAACAUUGAGACAGAGUUCAGUUGAAAGCUCUCAUGUGUGGACAAACAUGUACAAAAGCGCACGGGGUGAGGGGGAAUGAAACUGUGUGAUCCAUGUACACAUAUUAAACUGUCUCAUGUGUACAUAACAGUUUGAGCCACUCAUAGUCAAGUUUGGUUUCCUGAAUCUGCAAGAUAAAUGCUGGAGAUCCAACUGGGUUAAAGGAAGUAUGGAGGAAAGAUCUGAAUAUAUGGAUUGAACAGACAUCCUGGAAUGGCUUAUAUAGUAGGAAAAAUAGCAAUUUUCUCAGUAAAUCAAAUGUUAGAGACGUUUUGUGUUUCCAUGACUCACAUAUUUAUUGCUAGUCCUUGACUUAUGAUGGUUAUGUUAAUCUUGGCUGUAAUGCUGAAGAGCAAUUAGAGAAUUAAUUAGCUGGAUUUCUGUUUUUCACACUUAUAAAAUGGGCAUGUAAGGAUAAAGAUUGUGUCUUUCUUUUUGUCCAUCUGCCUUGUAAACAGAAGACAUGUUGGCACACACAGGGAAGUGGAAAUGUUUUGGAUUGUAGUUGCUGGCUGACAUUGAGCAGUGCUGCCAGCAAAUAAAAUGACUCCAAGUGGGGGACACAGUCAGUCAGAUUUAGCAACAUAGGAUCAUGGAAUAUUGGCUGAGCAAUUCACUUGAAAAAAAUUGAGGCACAGAAAGAAACCAAAGAAAAUAUAUAUUAAAAAAUAUUGUCAGGAAAGUGAUCGUGAAUCUGGCACACAUUGCCCAUUGAAGUAAUGUGAAAAUGGUCUUUUAAAACAAGCAGACCCCCCCCAAAAGGUGCUAAAUAUUUCUCUCUGGUCAUGGAAUAUUGCUGGUUCUUAAUGUUUUCAUUUCUUUUCUUCAUGUACAAACACCUCUGCUUAAGCAUUUGGUUCUGACCUGAGGCAAACCCAUGGCUCCCCAGGUGGUAGAACAUCUGCUUUGCAUACAGAAGGUCCCAUGUACAAUCCUCAGCAUUUCCAGAUAGGACUGGGAAAAGAUUCCCUGCCUGAAGCCCCGGAAAACCAGUGGCACUGCAGAGAUCAGGCUGAAAGAUCUCUAAACCUGAGAGCUGUCCUUGUGGCACAUGGAGCAAGAGAGCUAGGCUCUGCUACCAGCCAUUGUCCCUGGUCCAAGACCUCUGGUGCCUUGCAGCAUGGGUAUGGCUGGUGUAGAUGUCAUUUACUUCACAAUUAUGUUAUUUCCAUGUGGUCCAUGCACUGCCACUGACGUCCAGAUUAGCUUGCUACAUACGGUAGAUCAGAGAAUUUAGAAUAUAGCAACCUGACAGCAACUGGUAUGGGAAUUACUUACAUGACACAGAUGAUCUAUGUGGUGGGUGGUACUUCACAUUAUAGCAUGUAGGGUGCUGUUCGUGGCAGUCUCCCUGUGGGGCAAACUGACCAAGAUCCAAAGUUCUCUGAAACUAGUUCCAUGAGCUCAAGGGGGAGGGUAAGACUUCUUGUUCGUAAACAGCAUUCCCCAUGCCAAAAUGCAAGCUGCUUUCCAAACUGAGUGGACUUUCAAAAUACAGUUUUUGCAAUAUGACAUGUAGGUCAGGUAAUCCAGAGGUGAAGGAAUCCAAAAAACACAAAUAUUGGGAUAGCACAAGUCUCUUGUGUGAGCCCAAGCAUGGGAAUAUAAGAAGAGUUCUGCUGGAUCAGACCAUGUCCAGCAUUCUUUUCUAACAGUAGCAAAACAGAAGCCCGUGGGAAGCCCACUGUCAGGACAUGAAGACAAUAGCAUUUUCCUGCUUGUGAUUUCUAGCAACUGGUGUUCAGAGCAGCUCUUUGUACCCAAACCAUAAUAUACAGGGCUGGUUGCCCACGACUUAACUCUCAUCCAUGCUAUUGCUAUGGGAAAGAAGGAUAGUACACUGUCACCUGCUCUCGGGCAAGCGGACACAUCGGUGCCAGCCAUAAUAAAGUAUAUGGGUGUAAAAGUCGAGUUUGGAGAACCACAUUAUGGCCAUCAAUUGAAGUGAAGAGUUAGGGAGUAACAGCAAGCUCACACACUGAAUUCACAUGUAGAAAGCAGCCGUACAUCCUGUCAAAGGUUUUGUCCAUGUAGCCCAGUGUGGAAUGACUGGGAGUGGCAUGGUUCUCUGCCCUUGAGGGUAAAGCAACCCCCCCUUUAAACAAGGAGUAUCAGUGACAAGGCAGAGCCCACCAGCUGAUAUCCAAAGAUCCUUGUAGUCUGUCAUUCCAGUGAUAUAAUAGCUACUUGUAAACUUGGCCUUUGAAUGCUUUAUUAUUGCAGUGUUGCCAUUUCAGAAGGACACAUGAGACGAUUUUAAUUGCAGAUUAUUUAAAGGGCGCAUAUGCUGAAAGAGAGAGUGGUCUCCAGGGGAACAUCAACACAGAUUACUGUCUAAUUAGGCCAAAGAAAACACUUAAAAAAAACAACCUGACCUUUGCAUGAUUCUAGAUAUUAAAGAGAUUCUCAAAAACAUAUAACUGUCUCAUGGAAGAGAACAUCUUCCAUGAAAAGAAACAUCUUCCGUGCAAGAAAAGUUUGCAUGUUGGAUAAUUAAUAUUUUUCUACAGCUGUUAUAGCACUGCUUAAAACACAGAUAGAAAUAAUAAAGAUGACUAAAAAUGCAUUGAUGUAUAAUCAGGGUAUAAUCAGGUGCUUGAUGAAAAGUACCUUAAAAUUUUUAAAAUGGUGGGCACCUCUGAACACAUACUGUAUUUUUCGCUCUAUAAGACGCACCAGACCACAAGACGCACCUAGUUUUUGGAGGAGGAAAACAAGAAAAAAAAUAUUAUGAAUUACAGAAGCCAGAACAGCAAGAGGGAUCGCUGUGCAGUGAAAGCAGUGAUCCCUCUUGCUGUUCUGGCUUCUGGGAUAGCUGCGCAGCCUGCAUUCGCUCCAUAAGACGCACACACAUUUCCCCUUACUUUUUAGGAGGGAAAAAGUGAGUCUUAUAGAGCAAAAAAUACGAUAAUUCUGUUUCUCUUCAUUCUUCUUUGAUCUCACAUUCUUAGGCCCAAUUUGUUCACUCUACUUUUUUUAGUCUUGUUGGAAUGCACCAUGUGAUUUUGUCAAUGAUGUCAUAAGGCCACAUUUUAUGAGAUGAUGUCUCUUACGUGAGGCACCAGAGACAACCAGCAUCAGUAGGAAUCUGGACCAUUAUUGAGUCAAGGGAUUGUGAGAGCAGAGAAUAAGGGAAAUGGUGCUACUUUGAAUACGGUCCAAUAUGUAUAAAUGAGUCAAGCCUUAUGCUAUACUAUAUUUCUGCUGCACAAUUUUAUAAGAUACAUAAGUAUUUUUAUACAGCUAUAUGCAUCUGUUUACAUGUUGGUUACUUUAGGUAACUUGGAUUGUAUAAAAAGUGUAUGAUAUGCUAGACUUACUCAUAUUGUUAGCAGGAUUUUUAUUAUUAUUUUUAGUGGUUAGGUAGGGGGAAUUAACUUCUUUUCAAAAUCGAGGAAUAGGAUGGGAGUUAGAAAAAAUCCAUGCAGAGAAACUUGACACUGAGAUUUUCAAAACAUUCCAUCCCUAUCUUGUGGUUACUGAGGUUCUUCGUGAGGAAGAGAAAGGAUUAAAAACAAAUAAGGAAAUGCAAUUUUUAUAAUAGCUGAAAUACCAGCUCUGUUCUGCUGUGACACCACUCUGUGCAUCAGAUGUUAAGUGACACACAGGCUCCUUAAAAAUGUAACAUCUGUACUAGCUGUCAGAUAUUCUGCAAAGCUGUGCACUCUCUUAGAUGAAGACAACUGUAGUAUUAAACAUCUUCUGUUGUGGGGUUUAUUUUAUAUUCCCAUGGAGCAAUCCAGUAAACAUUAUGCCAUGCUAGAAAGAAUGUGGUACUUAAACGCUGUGCAGUGCACCACAUUGCAUUUAUUUCCAUAUGAUUUUAUGCCUAAUUGUUUGUGAAUUACACUUUCUUACAAAAUAUAGAGGACUUCCCAUAGAUGUACAUGUACGGUAAUUCUCAGACUUUGUCUUCUGUUUAAAAAGGUCUGCUUUACAUCUGUAUUACAGCCAUUGUAUGCAGGGAAUCAUUUGUAAAAAACACAAACAAACAAACAAACACAAAGCACUGUAGGUGUGUUAUGUAUUUAGCAGUAAUUUUUUAAGACUGCAGUUAACAGUUAACAUUUAGGUAUGUACUGGAUAAAAAAGAGGAAAUGUAAAACUAUAGACAUCACAAGCUUUUGUGGUGGUGGUGUUUUUAAAAUCAUGUUUUAGCUUCUCAAGUUGUGCUUCAUCUAUAUGCUGCUGGUCCUGAUAUGAGAAAUGACAUCUGUGGAUAAGAAUUUUGUGCUUUAGAAAUCUGUGUCCUAAUUGGAUCCGUUCAUUAACUUUGAAAGGAAUUUGUGUCAGCCAUUGGACAAGAAAUCUAAUUGUGUUUAAAUCUAUGCCCUACCAUAUUCUUGUUACUGUCAAGAUCAGAGGUCCAAAAAAUCUUGACUUGUGGAGGUUUUAGACUGUCAUUAAUUUUUGGUGGGAUUCAAUCAUAUCUCAGCAAAUUAAGACUGUACAAUUAAAGCUGAUGUGGAGCCCUUGUGAAAUAAAGCUUGGACUUUUUGUGACAAGGAAAGUGAACAGAAAAUGCACUGAAAAGUGUGGGAUAAUAAACGCUUUGAUGAGUGCUCUUUAAACGGCCUUCAGCAUCUAACCUCUUUGCAAACAAAUAAGGCUGAAUGCUCAUUAAACAUGUCAUCUAGAAGCAACUUUGAAUUUAGAUAAUAGUUUUUCUUUUUUCUUUUUCAGACACACAUGCACCCCCUCCUCCACACCCAAACCCAGUGUUCCUGGCCUGACAAGUUGGCUGGUAACACUUCCUCCUCCUGAGAUUGGCUUCCUGUCUAGGACCCAUUUGUCUCAAAUGUCUAUGGAACCAUCAGAUUAUUUUCCAUAGCUGGUACCACCAUCUCCAAUUUGCUUUGCCAAUGUUUACAAGCACCUGGCAGUUAUAUUUGGAUUAACUGACGUUCCCAUUUAUCAUGUAGAGUUUAAAUUGACUCCUAUUUUGUCUUGAGGCUGUUGUGAUUUAAUUUUCUAUCAAUAAUAUACUUGGCCCAUAAUAUCUCUGGGAUGAAUGGACUGGCACAUACCUCUGUGCUGCUAAAGCAGCCUCUUGUGCCAGGUUAGCAGAGCAGAGCAGAGGACAUAAAAGUAUAAUACUGCAAUUGCACUGAUGUACAUUCAAACAUGUUGAGAGACAGCAUACUUUUAUCCUACUUUUUAAUUCCCCUGCUUCUGCUUUUACAUGGUGCUACCAGUGGUCUUCCAUUCAAGGGGCUGAUCAGGUCCACAGCUGGUUAGCUUUAGCAAUGCUGCAGCAUUAGUUGCUCUUGGACAAUUCACUGCUCCCCAUAAUUUCUUAUUCCUUUUUAAAAUGUCAGAUUGAUCUGCCAUGAGCCAAGCCGUUCUGUUGUGAUAAGCAUAGUGAAAUCCCUCUCUGUACAAGGCUCAGCUUGUAUUUGUUGGUUGAUGGUGAACAACAGGUGAUUCUUUACAUAAAAUACUUUACAAGUAUUUCUUUACAUAAAAAUGGUAAAAUGGCCCUAAAGCUUGGGGGCAUGAGAUAAAAGGAAUGAUUUGGGCCCUUUGGAUUUUGACUGAGGGAAAAUAAGCUUAAAGUAACUACAUUAGAUCUGCCACGAUAAAAAAUUCUUCUCAGAAAGGUGGCAAGUAUUUUAUUUUUAAAAAAUAAAGACACAAGUUCAGUUUGUUGCAGCAGAUGUUUUCCCCACCUGCUGCAAGCUAUAUGUAAAAAUACAUUUAAAAUGUAGGUUUGGAUAUACUAAAGUUCACUUUCUUUUGUGUGGUACAUGCACUGCCUGCCACAAAGACACUUCUGAAUUAACUGGACUCAGGUCUGCAUAUGUCCUUGGCUUCUGCCUGGGAAUGUGUUGUCAAUUCUCAUUCUCAUCUCUGUCUUCUGACCUGUCAGAAUUCCAGCCUUCAAGUUCCUUCAAAUGCUGUCUGGCUGCUGGAAAGUUUUGAAUGGUUUUGGAAAACUUCAUGCUUCUCCCUCCCAAUGGGUCCAGGCAAUUCAACACUGCUGCCUAGAAAUGAGAUAGCAGUGACAGAUGCUGCAAGUUGGUAUUUCAGCUUCAGUUUUGAAGGGCAUGCAAGCUCAUUCAUUGACCAGUAAUGGAAAGUUAAGAGAGUGCAAAAGAACAGUUUAAGUGAUGGAAAAACCGAAGUCGGCUUUCUGGCUGUCAACUGCAAAAAAUUUCUAAAAUGUUCUUUUCAUCAUUCCUCUACAAGGGAACGAGGGAGAAUUCUACCCUCAAUGAACAAAAAGCUUCGUGUAGUGUUUUUGGCUCCCAGCAAGACAGUGUUUAUUUAAGCUGCAAAAAUAUGACUCACGCUAUCCAUUCAUGGCUGUUGAUCUGGUCUGACUCUCAUCCCCCUUUUGUCUUUGAACUUUGCCCUUUCCCUCUCAUUACAUUCCACCCCGCUCCCUGCAAUGUGUCUACCAUCCAUCCUUGCAAAGGAUCCUUUUCUGGUAGUCCUAAGGAUAUGACCUCCAUGAAGUCCGUUGUAGAUGAAUUCAGAGCCUGGCACCCAUUUUGCUUUUGUUUCUGUUAGUGUUCUUGAAUGGUACAAGGCGUUUCUAUUACAGACUCUGAGGUUUUUUAUGAUAGAAACAGGGUUACCAAUGUGGUACAGUGGUACCUCAAGUCAAGAACUUCUGGAGGUCCGUUCUUAACCUGAAACUGUUCUUAACCUGAGGUACCACUUUAGCUAAUGGGGCCACCGCACUGCCAUUGCACAAUUUCUGCUCUCAUCCUGAAGCAAAGUUCUUAACCUGAAGUAAUAAUUUUGGGUUAGUGGAGUCUGUAACCUGAAGCGUCUGUAACCUGAAGUGUCUGUAACCCGAAGCACCACUGUACUCAUGGGUGGAAUGGCAUGGGCACUCACAAAGCCUUCGAACUCCCACGCUCACUGCCCCUUUGGUCACGAGGAGGUUACCUUUUCUCUCUCUUGAAAAGCACAUAGUGUCACUCUUCCCAUUUCAUCUUUAAACACAGUUUCCAAUUUUCUCUUUAAGCUCUAUGUGCUUUCCAAGGCCCAGAUCAAUUCUACUGGAUCCAACUUUUACUCACCUCCCUUGGAAAAGCAAAAUAGGUGUACAGGUGCCUUCUCUUUUUCUGUUUCUGCUGGGGGAGGGGGAGAGGAGGUGAUCCAGUGGAGGGGAGGGGGGAAGUGAUGAGAGGGGCUGGCCUAAAAAGGUUGGAGACCUCUGCCCUAUCAAAUCCCCAAUUGCACUCUUGUUCAGGGACUGUGUUUUAGUUUCCAACCUCCUAGAAUUCCUGAUGGGUACCUCCCUUCCCAUUAUUUUUACAUAUAUUUAUUUUCUCCUUUUCUGUGCAAUAGAGGAAAAACACAGGUUUCCUAAUCCAUGGUCUCUAACGCCAACUCUGCUCCUCCUGCUUGAGUUCGCUCUUCUUAAUGAUAAAUAUCAGGAGCCGGACACUGGCUUUGUCAGAAAAGUGUUGAAUGGUUUCUUUAAAUGUAAAGGUUCAUCAUUGUUCCACCCGAUGUGUAUGCCUUUAAGGGGCCAGAGCAAGGGCCAGAGCAAAAUAACGAGACCCAGCUUUACAGCUGUGAAACAUAGCAGGUGUUGCUGAGUUGUAUUGAUUAAGCUGUGUCAGCAAUUGGGUGUAGUAUAUAAGGAGCAGCACCUAGCUUUCCCAUUACCCUGGGGGAUGGGUUGGUGUUUGGGUCUGGUUUGUUGUUGAUGUAUUUAGUGUUUAAGGAGUUUUUGUUAUUAAAACCUUGUUUAAGUUAUUUUUGAGUCCCUUUUUAAUGCAUGGUCUCCCCAGCAAGCUCUCUGCAGCGCUACUAAACUGCAAAUAGCCAACAAUAGCACAUCCCAAUAGCACAGUGUUAAUACCUAGGAUCCAAAUCUGAACAUGCCCGUGUACAAAUUAAUGAAUGAAAUAACUCCUCAUCAGAACUAGGCCUGGGCGAUGUAUUGAUUCAUCUCCCAGGACUGGUUUGAGGGCCAGAGCAUGAUGGCACUUUCACCAGGCGGUAUACGGUGAGUGGGGCUUGCCUGACUCCCUCCGCCGCCAGCACCUGGCACAUGGAGGGAGGAACAAGCUGCACCAGCCCUGGCCCCAUGAGGUGCCAGGGUGAAACCACCACCACUCCCGCUUUUCAACAUCCUGAUAUGUCACUACAUCACAAUGUUUGGCUGGUGAUACAUUGCCCUAUUCAGCACCUCUUCUAACGAAAAUCCCUGUGGGACUCAACGUAGUGAUACUUGCCAUCAGAAGCUGGCUCUCACUUUGUUUGCUUUUUCUGUGGUUGGCAUUAGGUGUAUCAUAGAGAACAGGAGAGAGGAAGCAUAACUUCCUACUUCAGACUUCAUACAUUCCCCCACUUCCCCAGUCUCUGAAUAUCAAAUGAAACUACCAUUCACAUCAUAGCCACAGCAUAUCAACAGCAUGGAAGAAUCCUUUUUAAUUCCAGCAUCCCCAGUAGGGCAAUACAAAGGCAAACCAAAAUCCUAUUUCUCCAGGCAAAUGGUAAACCAAACAAGGAAGGGAUGGGGGAAGGAAAGAAAGAAAGCUGACUGAUGUUGCAGCCAUGGAGUCUGCAUUUAACCGUAGUCUUCCUAUGGAAGGUGGGAAGAAGUAGCAGAUGUUCAAAUGAGGCUGUGCUAGUGGUUAUGCAGGUUUCAGCUUGUCCCUCAGCCAAGUCAAUGGAGUCUGAUUUCUCUUCCUUCUGAAGCCAGAUGAAAGUACCUCAAUAAAGAAAUUGGAACUGUGUUGUUCUACUUCAGUUGCUAUUGAACUCUGACGCCCAUCAGGCCCCAGCCUACAUGGUCAAAGGGUGGGAGUUGUACUCCAACAAUAUGGCCUGGCCACUGAUGCGCCACCCCUGCUUUAAAAGAGCAUUAUUUUUUAUGUAUUUCUGAGAGGAAAAGGGUGGCCAUAUGCAUUUUUGACAUGAUGACAGAGAUUCCACCAAGGGAAUGGGUUUCUGGAGGGUGCGAAGGAAUGCAAUUGCCUUUGUUAAUGCAAGCACAUUUCCUCAAGUUCUUUCCUGUCCUAUUUUAUGUGUGAAAAGUUAUAUGCUAGGCUGACAGGAUCUCCAAGGUUUUGAGCUGACAGGUUUCACAGAUUCCAAAAAGUACGAACAGUGCUGACACUAGCUUUCCCUAGAGAUGAAAUCAAGAGCAUGCCAUGCUGUGGGCAACAACAUUGCCUCUUUCAGGACACCACAAAAUGGUCUCGACGGGGGGGGGUGGUGGAAUAACUUUUCUCUACAGGUGCAGAAUAGCUUCUUGAAUUAUAAGGUUAGAUUCACAAAAUCAGAGGACUGAUUUGGGGAGCCCUGUUUGACUCCCCUUUGCAGCUUUUCUUAUGAUCUUGGUCUUUCUUUCUGACUUCCUCUAAGUCUAGAUAGGCUGCAUCCAUUGUUCCACAUGGCUGGCAGGAACAGACAAGCUUGUGUUUUUAUAAAUUUUUAUUCUUACCUCAUAAAGCCAGCCACAAAAAAAGAAAUCCGUAAAUGGGAUCCAGUGUGGAUGCGGGAAAUUAUAGGACAGUUAACUGAAUGUCUAUUCUGCAAAAACUGGUGCCUGCCAUCACGGGAAGCGGUGGCGGCAGCAGGCAAGGGAAAAAGAGACAGCGGUACGGCAUACCGCCUAAAAAAAAGCACUGGGUGGAAGUAUUGUUAAAUAUAAAAUAUAUAUUGACAUAGUAUAAUUAGACUUUCAAUGCAUUCUGCUCUAGAUCAAGAAAUGUCUUUUCUUGAAAAUAUGUUUAUUCUUGACUAUGCUAAUAUUCUUUUUGUCUCUCCUUGGUAUUCCAGACAAUCCGCUGGCACAUAAAUUUGCAACCCUGGGCAAGUCCUACAGCGUCCCUGAAUAACGAAGCCCGCAGGCUCUUAAAAUACAUCAGCACUGCACAGGUUGGUUUUCAUCUUGACAGUCAUUUAGGAAAUCACAGUUUAUAUAGAUUUGUUCUCAGAAAAAAAAAUCUGUGGCAUAAUCAUACGGCAAGUAGCAUAAUGGGUAAGGUAUGACCAUUCAUUUUGUGAUUUUACCAUUUAACAGGCACUGCUUCAGAUAAAAAUAGUAGUCAAAACCAAAGCUCUAAAGAGGGGUUCUGAUUCACAAAAUCCAUCAUUACCCUGAAAACUAGGAAGCUUUGACGGGGACUUUAUUGUUUGUGCAUUUUAUGGCACACCGUCUCUAAAACAUUGAAGCACUUCCGAGUAUUUAUUUAUUUUAUUAAAUAUACUUCUAUUCCACCAUUCCAUCUAUCGAGCUCUAGAAUAUGUAGCUUCACAAUAACUCUGUGAAGUAGAUUAGGCUAGUGACUGGACUAAGUUCACCCAAUGAGUUUCAUGGAUGAUUCUUUCCCAUUCUGAGGCCAACAUGUAUCCACUCCCCAGGGUCCAAACUAUUGGUUUUCAAGAAGAGAGCUGUGGGUGGUAUCCAACAUGGUUCAGGUAAACUUCAACUCUCCCCUGAAUACCCCUGCACACCCCCAAAAUCUGUCCUGAAAGCUUGACCCUUUGGAGCAGAUUAUGGAGGUGCAGGAGGGUUUCAGGGGGUAGAUGAAGGAAGUCCUUUUGCACAAGUGGAAAUUUAGUGAGGAUUUGGGUGGACAUCAUUGUAUGCCUGAAUAGGGUCCCUUCGAAUUAAAAGUUGGAUGUACCACUGCUCUAUCCAGGUAACCAGCAUUGUGCUAUAUGACAGCAAAUCCCCUUGGUGGGGGAAAAUGUGUUCUUGGAUCUCAGAUGUUUAGUACAAUCUCCUGGAUUGCAUCCCAUUUCAUACAAAUUUCAGAACAAAUGAAGACCUUCUCACAGAUGGCAGCUGUAGACCCCUCCUAACCUCUUGUUAUAUGACUCUGGUUAAUCUUCGUCUUUAUGAAAUUCUGUUCAUUUGGUAUAGCUCUUCCACAAUAACUUAAGCAAAGGAUCUAAACCAUAAGGGUGUUGGGUUUUUUUGCUCUCAAAGACUAUAGCCCAAAGGUAAAGUUCAAAAAAAAUGUACUGGUUUCGUUUUCUUUUUUUAACAAAACUGAUUCUGUUUCAUCUUGUUUAUGGGCGGAUAAAUACACCCAUUUUAACAAACAAACAAAAAUACUUUCCAGGUAGUCUGUGGACUGCCUCUUUCUUCCUUAACAUUUUAAGCUCUUUACAGCAGCUCCAUGAGGCAAAAAAUAUAUAUUUUAAGUUGCUCCCAGGAAAUGACCAUACAUCAAAAUGUGCAGUCCCUUCUUGGGGAAUUGAAUGAAGAAAAAGAUGGGAACUCCCAUAGGUACAUGGGGCAGCCAUCCCUUUCUCCAUACAAUUCCCCACUGAACAAUAUGAUGUAUUUGAACAAUGUUUCAACAGAGAAUUUUUACUGCAUGGAGUUGCUCUAAACAGCUUAAAACAUUUAAAGGAAGAAAGAGGCAGCCCUCGACUGUCUUGUAAGUGCAGGACCCAUGUGUGGGUUAGUUUGUUGAUUAUGCAACUUAAUCUGCAGAACUACAUUCUGAUAUGUGCACAGGACCUGGGGUGGAGGGCGAAAGGUUCACCACCAAAUGCGGAGUGAAUCCUCCCUAAAGCUAGCAUCAGUUGUCAAUAUUAGUUCCAGAUCAGCGUUCAAAACGCCCAUUGUUCCAGGUGCGUUUUGCGACAAGGAAUUUCAUUAGCAUGAGCAGUUUCUGAGCUCUGGGCGCAGUGCUGCACCUAAGAUUUCAUUUUUUUUAUAUAUAAGAUAUUUAUUAAGGUUUUUUGAAAUAUUACAGUGAAAAUGAAAAAGAAAAAAGAAAAAUACAAAAUAAAAACAGUUAAAAACACACAUAUUUUCUGUUACUUAUUUUCCUUUAGCUUGUUUCCCGGACCUCCUCGUACCUCCCUUUUUUGUAUUCCACUUCAAUUUAUUGGUUCAGCAAAUCCUUACCAUUAAAUUUUAACCCAUUUAUAACCCUUUUUUCAUAUUCACUUAGAGCAUUACAGCUGGAAACCACUUAAUUACUAUCCAACAUCAUUCUAUUAUUCAUUAAUUUUACAAUAUUUCUGUAAAUAGUCUUUAAAUUUCUUCCAAUCUUCUUCCACUGACUCUUCUCCCUGGUCUCGGAUUCUGCCAGUCAUUUCUGCCAAUUCCAUAUAGUCCAUCACCUUCAUCUGCUAUUCUUCCAAAGUGGGUAGAUCUUGUGUCUUCCAAUACUUUGCAGUGAAUAUUCUUUCUGCUGUUGUAGCAUACAUUAAAAAAGUUCUGUCCUUCUUUGGCACCAAUUGGCCGACAAUGCCCAGAAGAAAGGCCUCUGGUUUCUUCAAGAAGGUAUAUUUAAAUACCUUUUUCAGUUCAUUAUAUAUCAUUUCCCAGAAAGCCUUAAUCCUUGGGCACGUCCACCAAAGGUGAAAAAAUGUACCUUCAGUUUCUUUAUAUUUCCAGCAUUUACUGUCGGGCAAAUGAUAGAUUUUUGCAAGCUUGACUGGGGUCAUGUACCACCUGUAUAUCAUUUUCAUAAUAUUCUCUCUUAGGGCAUUACAUGCCGUAAACUUCAUACCUGUGGUCCAUAACUGUUCCCAGUCAGCAAACAUAAUAUUAUGUCCAACGUCUUGUGCCCAUUUAAUCAUAGCAGAUUUCACCGUUUCAUCCUGAGUAUUCCAUUUCAACAGCAAGUUAUACAUUCUUGACAAAUUCUUAGUUUUGGGUUCUAACAGUACUGUUUCUAGUUUUGAUUUUUCCACCUGGAAGCCAAUUUUCUUAUCCAAAUUAUAUGCCUCCAUUAUCUGAUAAUAAUGAAGCCAGUCUCUCACUUUGUUUUUUAAUUUCUCGAAACUCUGCAAUUUCAAUUUAUCUGCUUCUUGUUCCAAAAUUUCCCAAUAUUUCGGCCAUUUGGCCUCCAUAUUGAGCCUUUUCAGAGCUUUCGCUUCCAUCGGUGACAAUCACCUUGGAGUUUUAUUUUCCAAUAAAUCCUUGUAUCUUAUCCAAACAUUAAACAGUGCUUUCCUGACAAUAUGAUUUUUAAAUACUUUAUGUGCUUUGACCUUAUCAUACCAUAAAUAUGCAUGCCAUCCAAAUACGUUGUUAAAACCUUCUAAAUCCAAAAUGUCUGUAUUUUCAAGAAGUAGCCAUUCUUUCAACCAGCAAAAAGCUGCUGAUUCAUAAUAAAGUUUAAAGUCUGGCAGGGCAAAUCCACCUCUUUCCUUUGCAUCAGUUAAUAUCUUAAAUUUUAUUCUGGGCUUCUUGCCCUGCCAGACAAAUCUAGAAAUAUCUCUCUGCCGCUUCUUGAAACAGUCCAUCUUGUCCACAAUUUGCAAUGUCUGAAACAAAAACAAAAUUCUAGGCAAUACAUUCAUUUUUAUCACAGCAAUACGACCCAACAGUGAAAGCGUCAAUUUUGACCAGAUUUCUAAAUCUUUUUCACUUCCGUCCAACAUUUUUCAUAAUUAUCUUUAAAUAAGUUCCCAUUUUUGGCUGUCAUAUUAAUCCCCAGGUAUUUCACUUUCUUAACCACAGUCAGACCUGUCUCAUUCUGAAACCUCUCUCUUUCAAUCGGUGUUAAAUUUUUCUCUAAAACCUUAGUUUUUAGCUUGUUCAGUUUAAAUCCUGCCACUUGACCAAAUUCUUGAAUUAAUUCUAAAACCCUUUUAGUACUAGAUUCUGGCUCCUGUAACGUCAAUACUAAGUCAUCUGCAAAUGCUCUCAGUUUGUACUGUUUGGCUCCGACCUGUAUACCUUUAACCAACCGGUCCCUUCUAAUCAUAUUCAGCAGAACCUCCAGGACCGAUAUAUAAAAAGCAGUGGGGAGAUUGGGCACCCCUGUCGUGUCCCUUUUUCUAUCUUAAAUUCUUCCGUCACCACAUUAUUUACAAUUAAUUUAGCCUUUUGUUCAGAGUAUAUUGCACCUAUACCAUUUUCAAAACCUUGGCCUACCCCCAUCCCCUGUAGGUUCUUCCUAAGAUUUCAGAUUAAAACUGCAGAGUGGAAGCAAAGGAGGACCUUUUUCUGCCUCCCCACUUCCAGCUACUCUCUGAAGACUGGAGAAGAGACCCUCUUAAGAAUAUUAGGGGGGUGGUUAGGGGAAGCAUAGCUUUAUUUUUUGCAGUCUUCAGAUGAAGACUAGACCAUGUGAAAAACGAACAUAAUAUUUUAGCUGCAGUUCAUUCAUUUCCAGCUUUGUAUUCUUGUUAUUUAAAAAAGUGCCCAUAACCUAGGUUUAAGGUGCCAUUUAACUCCUAGCUUUCAUAUCUCAGUUUCUAACACUGUUCCAGAUUCCUGUUAAAAGAGAGAAUAUGUUCUGACUUUAUUUAACUCUCCUUCGCUGAAGAGGAAUAGUGAAGGGUAUUUACCACUCCAGCAAGGUGAAUGUUUCAGGUCAGCUUCGCAGAUUGCAAUUUUCAUUAACAGAAGUGCUCAUGCAAAUCACUUCUGUGAGCAGAGCAGAACCACAGUGUGAGAAGAUAUUUCAGUAUCUGCAGUAACACAUGAGUCAAAAGCACGUAGAAUUGUGCAUGAACCUUUCAUUAUUACAGUUUGACAUUGUGAUCCUGUGCAAGUUUACAUAGCAGUUAGCCUCACUGAGUUCAGUGGGACUCCCUUCCAAGUGUACCUCUGCCUCUGUCACCCAAAUGACUUGUGGGACUACAAAAUGGAAGUGUGCAUCUAAUGUGCAUCUGAAUGGUAGUCUGAAAGCCAUUUUCCUAACUCCUUUUUUUUUUUAGUACUAUUGCUUUGUGUCUAGGAAGAGCAAUGAAUGUUGUAUGAUGGAUGUACAUUCCCUUGAGAAAACAUUUCCCCAUGAAAUGCUCCCAAGCAUGAAGACAAUGACUUUGUCCUAGGCAUGUGCCACUCAACCUGUCAAAGGACAGCUUUGUUUUUUAAAUGAAUGCUUACCAACUGGUGUGCACUUCAUGGUGAGAAAUCUCUGAAACUGCAACAUUCAUGUCGUUUAUGCUGCAUUGUACCCUGACUCUUUUCUGCAGUGCCCUUUUUCUGUGGUUUGACUGGGCAUUGCUUUUAUGCCUUUAUGGAACUAUUUGCCCUGUGCUGAGGUUCUAAGCUACAGAAUCCUUACAGCAGAGACCUGGCUUACCUGAGGAUCCUUUCAGUAGUCAAGGCCUUGAAUACCUGAAGUGACGGGUGAUACCAAACCGUUCCAUAUUAUCUUUACUCUGGUUUUUUUUGGGGGGGGGUGAGAUAUUAAAUACUUGUAUAAUACUUUGUUUCCUGCAUUUGUUGGCUAUGUAGGAAAACCUUCCUGUUAGGAAAAGUAUGCAAUGGUGAUAGAACUGCCAUUGCCACCUUGGGGACUGAGGAUAAACCUGAGUCGGAAAGAGACCAUUUCCCUCCACUCAUAACCUGAAAAGUGCAGACUUCUUCCACCACUGGUAUUGUUCUCCACGCCAGGAAAAAAAACCCACACACAUAAAAAGUGGCACCCAGAUGAAACAAAACAGAAACACAUCCUGCAUUUGAAAAUCAAAUAACUGCAUUUGAAAGGAGAGCAAUGAAACAACACCUGUGAGGUCUGAAGGUGUGGAAAUGCAACCUAGCUUUUGACUAGAGCGACGGAGUGAAGUAGCUUCACUGUGCAGCAAGCCAGCCCUUUACCGCAUUCAAGGAUGUAAUAAAAUGUGGCAGAGUCUGCUAGGCUUCACUAGCUGGGUCAAAACCUACAAGCGCAUCAAUUUGUAGAGAAUUUAUAGUUGCUGGCAUAGCAAUCAGGACUUUUAAGUUUGGAGAAUGAAUGCCUCAACUCCUCCAGGCAGGCAUAAAUUAAAAUGGAGAAGGAAGAGGAAUCCGCAUUCUCUUUUUGCCAGAUGCUUCAGAAUUCCCACCUAACAAUGAACGUUAGGCGUUCUGCAGUUUUAUUUCAUGGUUUCAGCAAGCUAUCUUUUCUCUCUUACUAUCAUUCUGGUGGGCUCUUUUAAUGCCUUUAUUCAUGACUGCUUUUAGUGAGGGUGUAAUAUGAGUAUGGGGCUCUUACAUAACCACUAAGCCCCUCCACUGGAUCCAGAUCUCCCUCUGCGAAGACUCUGGCUCCCUCCUGGGCUCAGUCAUGUUUUUGGGGUCCCAAUUCCUAUAGCUCUGAUUCCCUGAGCUCCUCCCAUUCCGCCUCAGAAUCUGACCAACACCUCCAUGGGACUCAUGACAUCUACAUUACCAUUUCAACUGCUUGCUAUGAUCAGGGACCAGUUCGCUCGUCGUGCUGGUGAACAUUGCUGGGAGAUCAAGGAAAGUAGAGGAAUUCUUGUUCUUACCAGAGAUUAGGAGGCAGUGCUGGAGAAAGGGGCACUUCUGUCAGCCUCAUGCAAGCAUAUAGUUGUUAGCAUCUCUUGCUUAUAUCAGCAACCCAAUGGGGUUUGAGGCAAGGCUAACUAGUUAGCAAUCACAUGCUUUCAUGGUGCUGGCUGUGGCACCCCCUGCCUCCUCCCCAGCACCCAAUAAUUUCUCAUAAAGAUUGAAAUUGCCCUGCUAAAAUACCCACCAGUUCCUUCAUCAGUGACCCCUGCUAGCAAUGUUAAUAGAACUCUUAUUAAUUUUACUUCAGUUUAAUGUGUUGCACAGUUAAGCAGUCUCCCACUCCCAUAUUUAAAACAAGUGCUUACUACAUUUAUGGAAGGGUAGAGGAAGGAAAGUCAGAUCCUUACAAUAAAAAUCAUAAAAAUCUUGUGGGAAUGAAGAACGGAGGAGUGAGAAAUAACCACAGUAGCAUCCAGCCCUUCCAGUGUUAAUUCUCCCAGUAUAACACAUUCAUAAAGUUUAAUAUUCGUUAAUCAUGUUUGUUCAGUUUGCUCAUUAGGAAGGAUUAGUUAGCAUCUGCUUUAGUCAAGGCGGACUCCUGAUUUUCAUUUUUGCUUCUUUAAUUCAACUUCCAUUUGCAUGGGUAGGAUUUUUAUAGAUUUUUUUUCCAGUCUUGGAAAGUCUGAUGGGAUUUUCGUAUAAGCAAGACGGUGCGUGUUCUGUGUCAGGAUGAAUGGAUCAGUCUCUUUCCUGCCUGUGAUCAUGCCAUCCCAUUUCUGUGCUAAUCUGUAACUUUAAAGAGAAAAUAAUAUGAAAAUUUGCAUUUAAAUAUAUAUUUAAAAAUUUAAUAUGUUUUAAUCUCAUUUGUAAACAUUUUUUAUCCUAAAACAUGCUUUUUUAGGAUACAUUUUUUGAGUCAAGGACUGCAUACACACCAUACAUUUAAAGCAUAUUUCCUGCACUCAAAGGAAUCCUAGGAACUCUAGUUUACCCCUCAUAGAGUUCCAGUUACCAGCACCCUUAACAAACUACAUACAGUUCCCGAUGCUUUGGGCAACCAAGCAGUUUGUUAUGGUAGCAGGCCAAGAAAAUUGAGUGCAAAGAUAAAAGAUACUGUACAUUACAGCAGUUAAAGACAAGUACAUAUAAAUAUAUUUUUAUCUCAGGAAGCCAGCAAUAUCCACCCCUCAGCCUGCAUCAAUAUCAGAUAAAAAGCCCUGGUAACCUUCUCUGUGCUACAGGAGGGCACAGUUGUGUGGGAAGUAAUGUGGUUUAAAUGUAUGGUGUAUACGCAGCCAAGAAUAAUAACACAAAAGUCAGAGGGGUACGAAAUCCAAAAGACAACUCGGUUUCAAACUGCACAGUUGUCCAGGAUUGUAUCAAUUAGCAUUGGAAUCAAAUUCUUCAAGAACCUUCAUAGUUCUAUGUGUCUUAGAUAUUACUCUGUAAACAUGGAAAUGUGUCCCCUCCCGUUAGAAAAUUUCUAGUUCUUAGAGAGUGGUUUGAGAGAGGCCUUUCUAUCUCAGUGUUGCUUCCAGUCACUGAUCAAACAGGCUUUGUAGAUUUUAAUAGAAUGCAAAAUCCCACAAAUCCUGUUUGCUGAAUAGGUUUUGCAGGUUUUUGUAAUAUAUUAAGAAGUGGUGAAAGUGGAACUAUCACUCUUUCAAACUUCUUCUAUUUCUUUGCAGAAACGGCCUCUAGCAUCCUGGCUUGUGAAAUCUCAAAGCCAGCCAGGAGCGGCUGAGCAGGACUUUUAUUUAUUGGGGUGUUAUAAUUCUGUCCCCUGAAUGAGCUUCCUGUUUCUCGUCAGGAACAGCCUAGGCACUCCAAACAGAAAUAUAUAAAUUAAAUGAAAACGGGAUAUAAAUACAUUGAAAUAAAUAAAAUAAGUGAAAACCGUUAUGGUAGGAAAUCAAAUGUGUGUGUGUGUGUGUGUGUGUGUGUGUGUGUGUGUGUGUGUAGAAUUUAUUCAGAUUGCUGAAUCUGGAGUAUUAUGUUACAGAGCUUGGAUCUUUGGACUACAGAGUAUGAGCAACCUUGCCUUGUGGAACCUUGUGGAAUUCUGAGUCAAGAUUUCUUUUGCUUCAUAUGUGCAUAGCAGGGCAAUUGUUAGUUUGACUCCUUCUGUAUCAAAUAAUCCUGUUGUGAGUUCUAGACAGGAUUAUUACAGUGCAUUCUUACUUUAUAUAGAAUAUGUUCAGCAAAGAGCUGAACAUAUAAUUAAUUCUCAUUUUCUCCAGUGGGAUUUAUUUAAGCACAUCCACUGAAAAAGAAUGAAUGGAUUUAAGCAUAUGGGUAUUCAAAUGAGCAGGGAUUUAAGCCCCACGGGAGGGUAGGGAGGCGGGUGGGAGAGAGAUAUUUUUUUUUAUCAGAGACUUUAUAUUGGCUUGACUGUUGCUUUGCAUGCCUGUAGGACAACCUCCAUUUAAGAAAAUCGUAUUAUUUUACCAUAUGUAUAGCCUCUCUUUCAAAAUGACUUUCUUUACUACACACAAAAACAAAUGCAACCACGGAAAAUGUGACGAUAUCAAAACUAACAGCAGGUGGGGGGGGGGGAACAGCCUAUAAAAGAGCAGGAAAAUACAUUUUUAUAUCACGUGCUGGAUUCGUUAAAAGGCCUAAGAAAUGGAAAAGGAGUUCACCAGGCACCAAAGAGAUAACAAAGUAAGCAAGCAUUAAGCAAUGCCCAUCACCAGGAGCAUGCGCUUUGCUGAGGGGUCACAACUGAGAAGGCCCAGCACACACAUGCUGUAUAACACAUCCUUUUUGAACACCCCAAUGUUUUACUUUGAGAAAGGUGGCUAGUGACCUUCCUCACAGCGAGCCACCAGGAGACAGAAUGGCUGCAGCAUCAGGACAGGAGGAGGGCACAUUGUGUGGCAUGCACGAGUGACUUCAGCAUGUUGCAGUGUGUGUGAACCCCCAAAAUUGUACUGGUGUGGGUACGCAAGAACCCACAGAACGGCGUGUGCAGUGGGGCGGGGAUUGUUACAUCUGGCAAGCUGAAAUGAUUGUGCAUUUUGUUCAUAAUGGCACAACAUUGAGUUCCACCCCAGUAUUUGUUCCUGGAAAUGGACUGGGAGAUGGUGUAGCUAUUUAAGCACUCGUGUGAUAUGAUCUCAGCACUUGGUCUCUGUUAAUAGCUGCAUUGGGACUUACUGCGGUUUCCAUACAGUUUUUGAAGGCAGCCCCCGCAUACAGUAAUCUAACUUGGAAGCUGCUACAACGGUCCCUGUGGCCAGGCUGUGUCCAUUCAAAAGGGGUUGUACCCAUUGGGGCAGCCUCAGUUGGUUUAAGGUUCCCUGUGCCAAAGAGGCCCCUUGAUGUUCUAGUGGGGAGGCUAGAUCCCAAUAGAUACAGAUUUCAGACCUGUAGGGCAAGUAACCUAAAGUUAAGAGUGGGAGUUAGGUCAUUACUAUUAUUUAAAUAAUGUUAAAUGCGGAAUCGAAUCCAAGGCUUGAAGGAUAAAAAUAAAUGGUCUUUUGUAGUCCAGGGAGCUGUUUUUGGUGAAAUGCAUCUGGCACAUAAUAUUCACUGGAAUUCAAUUAUUUGCCUUUUAAUGUUUGCUUUGCUCUUCUCACUGUCUGACUUCUUUCGAUCUGGCACAUCCUUCUUUUAGCAAAGCAAACAAACAAGAGAUAAGCAAACAAUAAAUUAAGCCUGGCUGCCUUUCCCUCACCCCACUUUGUCAGUCACAUAACUGUUGAACAAUUUCCUGUAAGACAUUCCCUCAUCCUCCCUUCUCCCUGCUCAAACAGAAUGUGAGAUGUGUAGAAAGAUUGUAACACAGAAUGAAAUCAACAUUUGUUAUUUUAACAGAUUUCAUGUGAUCAUAUGAGCAUGAACAACCUGCCGGGAAACCCCAACAGCUCAAGGAGGCCAUGGUCAAUAUGCUUGGAUGACCGAUUCAGUUUAGUUCAUCAAAUCAAAAGAAAGCAGUGCCGUCUAUAUUCACUGGGGUAAGUCUCCCUUUUGAGUGGGGGGAACCAUUUAUGUUAUUCAUGAUUAAUUAACAUUCUUAAGGGGCCCUUUUCAGAGAGAUCCAAGUUGACUUACAGAAAUAUAAGGUAUCCAAAAUUUAAAACAAAGCAACAGAAGCAACAAUUCAUUUAGUGCUAAAACCACCCCAGCUCCAUUACAAAGCAACAAAAACAACACUGGUGCAAAAGCAGUGUUAAAAACAGCCCAUCACAUAGCACCAAAUACCUGGGGGUACAUGAAAAAAUUAACUUGUUGCUGAAAAGAUAGCAGUGUCAGCGCCAGGCAGGUGUCACUGGGGAGAGCAUUCCAUAAGUGGGGAGCCACAACCAAAAAGUCCCUUCUCCCUUGUUGCUACCCUCUGAACCUCUCUUGGAGGUGGCAUACAGAGGAGGGCAUCAGGUGCUGAUCUUUAAGCACAGGUAGAUGCAUGAUGGGGGAAAUUCAAAUGAAGCAAUCGUGAAUGGCAUGCUCUUCACACAAUCUGCUAGGCUAUCUUAUGCUUAUCUUGCUCCAGGAUAUAUGUGGUUUUCUCUUUUAAAAAAAACCCCAUUGCAAGAUUAAUUGGAAGAAUGUGGGCUGAAGUAGCCAACUUUUUCAAAAAAUAAAAAAGUCAUGCAAAUGUGUAUUCAGAGGUAUUUGCACCACUCAAGCACAGACUGGUGCAUAUCCAUUUUGCAACAAGAUGCCUAUGGAUAGAGGCAAUUCAAUUGACACUGUGUACUUUCAAAAAGCUUUUGAUGAAGUGGUUGAUAGGGAACCACAAAUGGGGAGAGGGCAGUUGCACUCAUGUCCUGCUUAGGGGCUUUCCAUAGGCAUUUGGUUGGGUGCUGUGAGAAUAGGAUGCUGGACUAGACAGGCCUUUACUCUGAGCCAACAGGUCUAUUCUUACCUCCUUAUGAUUUCACAUAGAUUAUGUAGAAAUAAUUCAAUUGAGUCAGUUUUAAAUUUCAUGUUGAAUUUUGUCACCUUACUUCAAAGAACAUUAUUGCCUCCGUAUCUAUCUUCCAUUAAGAAUGCCUUCUGCUAGCCUAAGAAAAGCAAGCGCACAAUGAGACCUUUGAAAAAAUGUUUUGCUGCAUAAAUAAAAUAUUUAAAAAAUGGAAACUAAACCAGUCCCUUCUGCUGGAAUAUAUAAGCACUGAAGAUUUUCCCCUAAAGCACAGAAUGAAAAUAAGGAACGAACUCUAGUAACGUUCAAAUAAAUUAAGUGUGCACGCGUGUGUUUGCAAUUCUUGAGGAAUUACAUAGCAAUCAAUUCUAAUUCCUUGUGACUCCAAUCCAAUUACAAUCUUUCAGUAACAUUGGCACUUAAUUCUGCUCUUUGGUGUAUGAUUGCACAGAGAAGCAAUCUUGUUCAGAAUGAGACAAAAUCUCCUUGAAAUACACUUCUUAUCUAAUGAAUUUCUAUUUAUGAAAGAGGAAAUGAAGACCAGCUGGUUUCUUCCCAGAGGAUGACUAGAGAGAGAACAAAUGUUUUUGAGUAUAUAUAGGACAGCCCUAUGAAAAAUACGUAUUGCAUGAAACAUUGAGAGGAAUGAAGUUAUUGUCUGUGCAUUUGUGAGGACUGAGAUGAAAAGCAGAAGCAUUUCAUAUGAACAUGAUGGAGCAGAGCUCAAAUCCUCUGGAGGCUGCCCAUUUUAGAUUAUUUUCUAGCUACUCCAUCCAUUGGGAGGCACGUGACACUCUGUGGUGUACAGAGGGCAAUGUUACUGGCUGGCUGGGAUAUCGCAAAAUGCAUCAAUGAAUUUGAAUGAUCAUUUUUAAAUUGGCUUAGUAUAAAAAGCACUCUGAAUUUAUUAAAGAGAUUAAUGCUCCAUCUGAAAGUGUUGUUGUUUUUUUAAAAAAAAACAACAACCACAGACUCACAAAAGGUUUUACCAGGUUUCAGCAUUCUGAGGUGUUUAACUAUGCACACAAUCGUUAAGCAUUUUUAAAUUGACAGUAAGCAAUGAAUGUAAGACAGCUUUCAUUUUACAUUUUCCUCUAGCUACUGAACACUCAUGAGGCGGGAUCCAGACUAAGGCUGCAAUCCUAACCCCACUUUCUGGGAAGUAAGCUCCAUGGAAUUCAACAAGACUUACUUCUGAGUAGACAUGGUUAGGAUUGUGCUGUUAGCUGCAUGUAAUCCCCAUUAUGACUUGACUUAAACUCCAUUGAUUUCAGAGGAAGCUAGGUGGAACUAAUGAAUGCUAGGUGGAAACAGGAUGCUCAACUUUUCUUCUAGAUUCCCAUCUGCCUCCGUUUCCAGAAAUCAGAGCAGCAUGAAAAUCAGUGUGUAGCCCACAGAAGAGCAUUGUUUAUGACCUUAAGCCAUACUACAUUUCUUAUGUUAUCAUGCUAUGUAGAGACUUGCCAAUAUGCAGUAGUCAGUCACAAUUCAGCUUAUGUGUGGAAGGCCUCGCCCUGUGGUUUUUAAUGUGCUUAACACUAUUGGUUUAUGCUAAAGGAAAUGUAGCCAUGGGUCUUUGGUGCCAUCUCCUGUUCCCUAUUUUCCCACCUGAAAUUGCCCCAGUUACUACUGGUUCCAAAGGUGCUUCUUUACUACAAACUGUUCUGAGGCCCGGUGGGGUGGGGUGAGUGUGGAGUUAAUGAGCAACUGGUUUUUAGACCUCAGUCUGAAUUGGGAGUGUGAAACUAGAUGGGGGCCCCACAGCUACUUCCCCUUCAAAAUAAAGAUAUCAGCACUAAGCAUGCUCUUUAAAAAAUUGUGAUUAAUAUAAUGUGACGUUUAGCCCUGAGAAUGCCCUGAGUUUAAUUCAUCUUGCAGUGUUUGGACAAACUCAUACAUGCGCCUUCACCCCUUGAUAGCAGGAGCAUUAACUGGUGACAAGCAUGUGCCAACGUGCCAUUAACACCUGACAUGUUACAGAUAUGUUUCACUACAUACAAAAUGGCUUUCAACUGAGUAAGUCGACAAGUUUAGCUGACAGCCAUUGAAUGAAGUUACAUCAUGCAAUGCACAUGCACAUCCGAACUGGAGAAAUUGGACCGAACCAUAGUCUUUCAUACCUUAGUUACAUCUGGAUUAGAGCAUCUGCAUGGGAAGGUUGCGUUGAAGAGGUUGGAAGCUUCAGCUGCUCCAGAAUGCAUCAUACAGACUUCUGGGCAGAUGUGUUCUGAGCACAUCAUUCUAGUUUUGUUUCAACUAUGCUGUCUGCUAAGUUCCUUAUGAGCCCAAUUAAAUAUGCCAUAUCCAUUGGUAAUAUCCAUUAAGGCCCGGAAUAAUUUGUAACUAGGGUUUCUUAAGGUCCCCAAACUUGCAUAUGAAUUUGCCUAGGUGCUUCAGUCAACUACUGAUACCCUGCUGACUGCCCCUUCCCCCCACUGUCUGAAGUGUAACAUGCAGGAACGCGACAGGGUCUUUUUGAGUGUAGCACCUAGAUUAUGGAAUGCCCUCUCUAAACAAAUCCUUGUAUCUUCUACUUCACUGUUGGCUUUUCACUUUUCAGGAAAACUUCUGGGCUGAUUAGAAUUAGGCUGACAAAUCAUGCAGUGACUGUUUUUCAUUAUUAUUAUUAUUAUUAUUAUUAUUACUGUUUUUAUUUACGUAUUUUCUGAAAAUUGUGGUAUUGUAAGCUCUUUCUGACGGGACGCGGGUGGCGCUGUGGGUAAAACCUCAGCGCCUAGGGCUUGCUGAUUGCAUGGUCGGCGGUUCGAAUCCCUGCAGCGGGGUGAGCUCCCGUCCUUCGGUCCCAGCUCCUGCCCACCUAGCAGUUCGAAAGCACCCCUAAGUGCAAGUAGAUAAAUAGGUACCGCUUUCUAGCAGGAAGGUAAAUGGCGUUUCCGUGUGCUGCGCUGGUGCUGGCUCGCCAGAGCAGCUUCGUCACGCUGGCCACGUGACCCGGAAGUGUCUCCGGACAGCGCUGGCCCCCGGCCUCUUAAGUGAGAUGGGCGCACAACCCUAGAGUCGGACACGACUGGCCCUUAAACUCUUUCUAGUGCUUCCGCACAUCUACCAAGAAUUAAUGUUUUCUACCUUAAGUCCUUCAGGGGUAGGUGCGCUAAGAUGUUAAUAGUAGCGAUCCUUCAUAUUUGUUUUUAUUUGAAGUAACAAUACCUCUUCUGUUUGCUUUGGGAAGACUGGGCAGUGACAACAACCAGUUUGAGAUCAGCAUGGCCAAUAGUGGAUGUGAGGUGCAUCGCUUUGACCCCAGUAUCAAACUGGCACAUAUUCAGAAAGGACAGCGCCUCUGGUACCAUCGCCUGUCCAUUGACUGGCGGGAUCCAAAUCCAAUGAUCGUGGCUCAUAAGCUUCAUACCAACACCAAGAAGCUUGGCACUGUAUUAAAUGACUUUGGACACCACAAGGUAAGACUCCACUUACUGUUCAUAUAGCUUUAUGAAUUACUGGGGGCCUUCAUUUUGUUUAUAAGCCGUUAGAGCUUAAACUCCAUUUAUAUAAGCAACGCAGAGAAUGACCAUAAUAUUAGGAUAGUCAGAUGUUUAGAUAAUUCGGACUGUUUUUCUACAUUGACAUAGAACUACACUAACGUGUAUUUAGGUAGUCAUGAUGUGAGUAAUCAAGCUUCUACUGUGGAUAUUUGAGGAUGGGAGGGACACAAAUGGGGGAAGGAAUCGUGAUUUAAAAUUAAUAGUCAAACACCCCCACAAUUUUUAAAUCACCCUCACUUUCUUAAGAUCAUAUUUUUCUCCCUUUCUGCCCCAUCAGUACUGUACUGUAUGUCUUACAAUAUCUGCAACUUUUAUUCUUUACUGGCUCUGAAAAUGUAGCAAUGAGCAGAAUUGUACAGUGGUCCUAAGUGCAGAAUUUAAAGAGAUGGGGAAACAUUUCCAGCUAUAAUUGGAGCAGAAGAGAUUAUAAAGGGAUUGUUGAUGUUCAUAGGGUCACUAUUUUCUCCCUGUUAGUGACACCAGUAGCAAAAACAUCCUGGCUUGAAAUGGAGUGCAGUUUUUUUUAAUGGACUUGCCUGACCUGACCUCCUUUUAGGGAACUGUGAAUGCAGUAGAAGCUUUCCACUAACUUUUUGCCAAUGCAUACUUCAAAAAGUUCAUGACAUUCUCAGCUAGCAUACUUUCAAGUUACAGCUGCCCUUGAGAGUGUGCAGGGAAUGAAUUAGAUUGCUAAUAUAUCUUGAUGCCUGCAGGUAGUGCUGUAUGCUUUCUGGUUCCUUUUUAAGACAUGGGCAGACCUGGCUGAGGACACCACCUCCAGGGCUUGCAGAGCAAGGCUGUGAAACAUAAAGCAUCAUUGCAAAGUGCAAUGUGCUAUUUUCUGGGGAAUUAACACUUCUGAAAUAGCUAAAAAUCUUUUUUUUUUACCAUUGAAUCACAUUAUGAAUCUGUCUUGGGACCAGAUAAUACUUAACCACAGAGAGAAAUGGUACCUUUUGGUAACACUUACAUUUGGUGGGUGGGUGUACUUCAGGUGGCUGCUGUUCGCUGAUUUUUGAACUUUGGAUUCUUACUUUUUAUUGUUUGUUAUCAUUUGUCAUUGAUACAUUAUUAUGUUGUGUGUAUUCUUGAGCUCUUUCAAAAAGGUAGGGUAUAAUUUAUUUUUAAGAGAUGUAUUAAAAAGGUCAUUCUGAUUAUUAGUAUUAGUAUUUUAUUUUAAUCCCACACAUCUGACUGGGUUGCCCCAGCCACUCUGGGCAGCAUUUCUGAAUGCUCCUUUGUUUCUAAGGGAAUUUCUCAACACACCAAAUUGUAUCCAUCUAAGUCAUACUCUGAGUAGACCCAUUGAAAUCAAUGGACUUAAGUGAGUUGUGUCCAUUGAGUCUGUUACUGUGUUGGAGUCAUCCCAUUUUGUUUGGUUGUGCUCUCUAAUGCUGCAUCUCAUAUCUGCUGCGAUUCUAGCCAUUCUCUUUGAAAAUAUACCUCUUUUGCAGGUAUAUUUAAUUCUCCGUUUGGACUGUAAUAUUUUGUUGCUAUGAAAUAAUGCCCCUUGUCAACAAUGCCAAUGUCUGUCUCUCUUUUCAAACUAGAAUGACUGGAGUUUGUAAAGACUGGGAAAGCCUCUAAAAAGAGCCAUACCUUUCAGUGGUGUCCAAACUUUUUUCAAAGAGGGCCGGAUUUAAAGGGCCGUGAGGGCCAACCAAGGGGCCGACCAAAGUUGCUGACUUUUUUUUUAGGAUUGAAGUUGUUCAGGUUGAAGUUAACUGCCACAGGGGCCGGAUUAAACUGACCGGCGGGCUGGAUUAGGCCCCCGAAAUGGACUUUGGACAUGCCUGCUUAUGUGGAACUUUAGAGGUCUCUAUACUGGAACAUAGGGAUAAACAAUAGGAGAAGACUAUCUCCUUAAAACCCUAGUUUUGAGCAGCCAGAACUAGACAAGGCAGCAGGGCCAUCUUAAGACAUUUUGCUGCCUGAGGCAGACAAGAUUACGCCUCCCCUCAUUCCUUGCACAGAAGCCAGCGAGACUGGGAGUUUCAUCUUACUUUGACACGGGCAGUGGGACAGCAUCCUCCACUACAUCUGUUGUUGUUUUUUUUUAAAGAUAUUUAUUGAGAAUUUUAAAAUUACAAAAAAAAACCAAAGAGAAAAAGAAGGAAAAAACAAGGAAAGAACAAAUAGCAAUUAAACAAUACAAAUCGAUAAAAAUCAAAGUCAAAAACAAAACAAAACACAUAACACAUCAAAGUCAAAAGCAAAAUAAGCCAAAAAUUUUAAAAACAGAUCCAGUAUUCCCAAAUCCUUAACUGUCAUUACCUUAUUUCAUUGACCUCCUCACACCCCCUUUUUUGUAUUCUAGUUGUUGAUUAUCACAGCAAAUCCUUUCCAUUUUUCAUAAUAUUCUGUCAUUAAAUUACCUUAAUCUAUUUUAACCUUAUCUUACCAUAAAAACCCUAAAACUUAAAACUUAAAUCUUAUUUAUACCAAUUUCUCAUAACCAUAGCAUAUUCUUACAUAAUUCUUUUUAACAUUUCUGCUAAAGCCAAAUAAUUUCAUUCCAACAUUUUUCUAAUACUCAUUAAUUUUACAAAACAUUCCUAAGUAAAAUUUUUAAAACUUUCUUCCAAUCUUCAUCCAACAUCUCUUCCUCCUGGUCUCGGGUUUUGUCAGUCCUUUCUAUCCCAUCCAUCUAGUUCAUUAACCUGGUAACCUUAUGUCCGAGGCCCUUAAGUCUCUUCCAUGUCCCUUCCGCAGAUCUUCUUCAUAUUUAUACCUGUACUUUACUUUGUCUUCUGCUCCUUUCACUCGUGGAGACUCCAGCUUGACAAUAUUUUUGUCCCUUCUCGACAGAUCAGCCCCUUUUCCAUAGUCAACACUGAACUCCAUGUGGUAUUUAAAAGCAUGUUUCAAAAUCCCUCCAAAGUUGAGGACCCCCACAACUCCAAACUCCUCCCGGCCCAAAGCCAGACUUGAAAAGUCAAAACAUCCCUGCAUAGGGGGGUCUAUCCAGCCCCCCAUCUCCAAGCCAAGCAAAACUCUAUCUCUCCAAAUCUGGCUUUUUCCAGGUUCAUUCGUCAGAUCCAACAACUCAUGUUCCUGCUGGGCCACAGUUCCCUCCAUCUCUGCCUCCCGAGGUCCAGCCACAACCUCCUCCCUCAUCUGAUCUGUCAGAGCACACUCCUGGAUUAAUUCCUGAGUGGGUUCUAUAUAGAUACCCACUACCUGUCCAAAAUUUCCGAUCGCAACAGUCAUCAAAUCCGUCUUCUCAUGUAACUGUUCCAAUAAAGCACUUGUCUUGCAGAAAGCACGCACCAGAGCCUCCGAGUACAUUCUUGUGCAAGGUCAAAGUCUGAUCCCACGAUCUUAAUCUAUUGCAGCUGCAAAGCUCCCCAGUUCAGAUUUAAUAACAGUUUCACAAGCUCCCUCUAGGGGAAAAGCUUCUAUUUGUGUCCCUCUCUCUCUUUUUUUUUUUAUAGCAGAUCUAACAACAAAGUUUCCUUUUUCAGAUAUUUUGUCAAUAUUUUGUUCCUUUUAGAUGCGAAGGGGAACAAUGGAGUCACUAUGUUUCUCUUCUUUUAACUGUCUGUCAAAAACGUUUGUCUAUAGUCAAUGAACUUCCCGAGGACGUCUGUCCUGACACCCCGCUCCCAGGUUCAAGACGGUGGAAAAUUACUUUUCUUUACACUCUCUUCUGCAGGUUUAAACAGUCCAGAAAAAAAAUCCCCCCUCUUCUCCUGCUUCCAAGGGGGGUUCAGUAAUUUUAGAUGAUGAAAAUUGAUCCUUUACAGGCGAUUUUCUUAACUCUAGCUUGCCGUGUCUUUGCUUUAAUCUAUCUACAAAAAGCGGAAGGCUGACUUCCUGUUUAGACCUUCCCGCUUCAGUGCCAAAUUAGAAGAAAUUUCUUAAUCCAAUUUUCCGUUCUACUCACGGGUCGUUGUUUAGAGUCCAAUUGUCCACAGGAAAAAGUCAGCGCUCUCCGGCAACAGCCAUGUGGCUUCACUCCGUGAAAGAAGCAGUCGAUUCAAGGCACCGCGCCGCUCACCCCACGUCGCUCCGGAUCCCCGAAACCGGGUCUCCCCGCGAGUAGGGGAGGCGCAAAAGGUGCCAGCCGAAUCCCACGUCCACAGGCUUCUCCCGCCUGUGGUUUUUAAUGGGUCUCUGCCUCGCCGUGGCGGUUCAGACCCUUUUUUCCACGGAGCGGAUUCCUCCCGAUCGGAGGAAAUCCGCCAUUGCCAGAGGCGCCAACCCGGAAGUCCCAUCCUCCACUACAUUUGAAGGCUAUCUUAGGGAGUGCAGAGCACACACAGCUCCAUCCUGUCUCUGCCCCCUAGCAUUUGCUGCUUGAGGUGACUGUCUCAAUAUGUCUCAUGAUGGGGCCACCCCUGCAGGAUGACAGAACAAAGGAGAUGGAAGCCAGCCAAGUGAUCACCGCAUCUUGUCCUGUAGAAGGCUUAUAUUCACAGCGUGUUUUGUUGUUUUUUUUUGUCUGGGGUGGUUACUUAGGGAGAAUUAGAACCGUGUUGCUUCCAAUUAAUGAGAAUUUCUUGUUUACAGAAUGAAACACACAGUUUGUUUACACUGCUUUCUCUGUUCUUGAGAAAAGGCUGGGGGAAUUAAGGUUGCGUUGGGUAUUGCAGAGAGGCUCCCCAAAGCUCCUUAUCAAUUAAAGAGUGCAUCAGAGUAAAUACUGACAGUACAAUCCCAGACAUGUCUACUAAGAAGUAAGUCCCACCGAGUUCAAUAGGAUUUACUUCUUUGUAAGUGUUUAUAUAAUUGCCGCCUGGGCUUUUCAUCUGCCUAUAUGUCUAUCAUGUUCUGCCUGAGAACAAAUUGAUGCCAGAACUUUCCAGCACAUAUUAAUUAGAGGUCUCUUCUUCCCUGCAUUCUUCAUUCACUUUGUUCAUUCACUUUCUUAGGGUAAUUCUAGAAGGGCCUUUCAGUGCUCUUUCUGCAGCUCUUGUUUUGGGAGGGGCGGGGGGAAUCGGGCAUGGCACCAGCAUCUUUUUGAAAAUUACUCCUUGCCUUUUCCUCCUUCCAUUUUUCCACUAACGUGAAAACAUGGAGUUUUUGGGAAGAUCCAAUCCCAGGGCACAAUCCAAACAUGUGGAUGUUCUUUGGGCUUCUUUGCAUAUUUACCAUAGCAGUGUUGGUGGGUAUGCUUUGACAUAGUAACAUUCCUGGUGACUGUUCUAUUAUCUAAUACCACAUCUCCUUUUUCCAGUUGCUACAAUCCAAGCCAUUCCCAUUGAAAUUAAAAAUCAGAUUUGGUUCCUGCAUUAAAAAGAACAUGUCCCAUAAAACUGCCUGCAUUAUCCCUUAGUAGCUCCUGCUUAAUUUUUCCACAUCUGACCUCCACAACAGAUCAUGGGGAGCCAUUCAUGCAGCUCUUUCUACUAAUUUCUGAUUCUUUCUAUAAAUUGUAUUUUCUCUCAGGUCUGCUUCUAAGGCAGCUCUGUGAGUUUGCGAUGGAUUGUCUCUUGAGUGUUCUUUUGGAAAUAUUUGUCUUCAUAUUCAUGUGGCUGACACAAAAAAGAGCACCCCUACUAUUUUAGAAGUUAAAGUGUGGCUGUGUUCAUACAAUCAUACAUCUGCUUAUUAAACUGAAAUGUGCAUGGAUAUUUUGCCUCUGCACACAAGCCAUUCCCCCAUGGAGUUUCUGAUUAACCAUAGUAUUAGUUUCCUAUUUUGUCCAAAUCAGGAAAUUCAUGAUGUCAUCUUUGGAACCAGCGACUAUAUUAAACCAUGGUUUAAAGUGAAGAAAAUGAUAAACUGUGGUUAAUGAGAGACUUCCUUGUUUCAUCACGAUUUGUGCAGAAGUGAAAAGCAACAGGACUCUGUGUGUGUGUGUGUGUGUGUGUGUGUGUGUGUAGGGGAGAAAGAGUGUAUGCAAAAGGAUUACACCUAUCUUGGCUUAAACAGAACGAUUGCCCAAGGCAGCUUUGUAUGUUGGGUGUCCACGUUUCACUUGCACAUCAGGCAUUUCUUUUUGGCUUUAACUCACUAUCUCCCUUCUCCUUCAGCCAUGUGCCUGUGACUUGCAUUUCUAAUGAUCCAGCAGAAUCUAAACAUCGUCAGUCAUGGCAGCAAUUUGCAACUUUGGAGGAUGUUUCAUUCUCCAUAAAUCUGUUUGUGCCCUUGGGCCAAGGCACUGUAGAAAUAGCCUGGGAUCACAAAAUAAUGAAGAUAUAUCUAUCUGGAACCCCUCAACAAUGAUUUAUUAUCCUUUUAGGAAAGCCUCCCCCCAUGUAAUAAUUUGAGGAUCCCCCUGGCAUUAGCUCUGCCAUAUGUAUACAUUGCUGGUGGCAGAACAGUUAUUGUUGGGAUAGGGCCAAAUUAUACAAUGUGCUGAGUUUUAAAUAGAAAACAAAAUGCACUCAUGGAGGUUGCUACUGAAGCACAAAAUGUGCAGCAGAGAGGCUUCUUAACCCUUUCCCUUACUGCAGUGAAACACCCUGAAAUAUACUCGGAGUCAAGAGUGGAUUUCAUGCUCGUUAUUCAGCUCAUAGUGGUGAGGAGGAAUGGAAGUUCCCCCAGAAUGUCUGCUUUAUAUACAUUAUUUACACAGUGGGCCCCACAUGAUUGGCUAAUUCCGGGAUUCACCUGUAGGCCAAUCAGGUUACGGAUUCACUUCCACCUGGAGCUGGAUUGGGUGGCUCCUGUGGACCAAUCAGACUGUUGCAUUCUGAAUCCUAUUGUUCUAGGACCAAUCAGACUGCUGCCUUUUGGAUCCUAUUCAACUCAGUACAUGACACACCCCAAGCUUCUUUCACUUAGUUGAGGGGUGGGGCUACACCUCUCUUUCCUGCUAUGGGUGAAAAACCCAGCUUGGAGGAAUUUUAACAGAAAACUGGCAAUAGGAAUGGGUUAGGACCCUCUUCCUCUGCAGCUCUGAGGCUUCUUUUUCCAAAAAAGAAAAAGAAAAGAAAAAGCCAUGGGGGCAGGGCUUUUUUUAUGGGAAAAGUGGGACAUAGUUCUGUCAAGAUUACAAACUCACCUAAACAUCCAACGCCAUGGUCCAGUCUUUGUAUUGUCACUGUAUCACAGUGAGGCAAUUGCUGUCAUUUUAUUUUGAUGAAUGAUGUAUGCUGUAUGCAAUCCUCUAAGUUUCAUCAAGCUCCUCCCUCAUUUGAACAGGUAAACAAGCCACAAAAGUGGCUGACCUAGUAGAAAGGGAGCUGGUGGCACUGUGGUCUAAACCACUGAGCCUCUUGGGCUUGCUGAUCAGCGGUUCAAAUGUGCUCGGUGGGGUGAGCUCCGGUUGCUUUGUCCCAGCUUUUGCCAACCUAGCAGUUUAAAAGCACACCAGUGCAAGUAGAUUAAUAGGUACUGCUGCAGCGGAAAGGUAAACCGUGUUUCUGUGCGCUCUGGCUUCUGUCACGCCAAAAAUGGUUUAGUCAAGCUGGCCACAUGACCCAGAAAGCUGUCUGCAGACAAACACCAGCUCCUUUGGCCUGAAAGCGAGAUGAGUGCCACACCCCAUAGUUAUCUUUGACUGGACUUAACCGUCCAGAGGUCCUUUACCUUCUUUACCAUUACAACCGAAAGGGGGGAGCAUGGGGACCUAGGUGCCACCCAUGUGACCUAAGCACCACCCACAUGACCUCCUAGGCACCCCACCAGGUCCUGUUUCCACCAGCCUCCACUGAAUGGAGAAGUAGGUUGGGAAAACUACACACAACUCAGUAUCACUUGCAAUUGGCUCUGAGGCUGUGUUCACACUCCUGCUUGCUCCAGUGCACUCCCACUGCUGGUUUCGGUAAACACAAUAUUACCCACAAUCCUGUAUCUAUCCUGUCCUUUCUUAUGAAAUGCUGUGUUUUCCUCCAAAACAGCUUUAAUUGAAAUUGAGGAAAAGAACAGUUUAGCUGGUAAUAUGUACGCAACCUUACUCUUGGAGGUCAGGUAGGACUGUGUACUUAGGCAAUCCUAAGGGAACAUAUCAUGAAAAGCUGAAUUUGCAAAGCAGUAAAAAUUAUUUUGCCCUGUUUUGUUCUACUUAUGCCAAACAUGGAGUAGUACACUGAGGACCUGUCCUAUAACUGGUAGAAAUCUUGUUGCUUUAUGCACACCACCCACCUGUUUCUGAGGUUUCAUCAGCCUGGCAUUGCUGAUCUUCUGUGCCUUAAAGACUAGGAAUUUGCUAAGGUACUGGAGAGCUUCUUCCAGCCAGCACAGAGAGUAUUGGGCUAAUGUAAGCUGAGAGCCCAUUUUCAUGGCUGCUUUGUGGUAGCUGCUAUUCUUUCUACAGCAAGUCACUGCUACUGUGAGCACAGAUGUAGAAAUAUUCAUUUAUGUACAACAUUUGUUGCACCAACAUUUGUCUACACCCAGAUGUCUGUACAUUGAUCUUCAACAGAUCAACGCAAAGUGGCUGCUCUUCUAGGAAGGCCAUACAGCAGAUUGUAUGACACUCAGUAUGCGGUAUUCUGUGCCUAACACAAAUUUCAGUGCUUGAAAAAUGCAUAUAGCCCUGAAUCAGAGAUACAAAAUAAAAGCAAUUAUUAUAUUUUAUGGGGUUGGCUUCUGGAAGUGGAAAUUUCUUGAAGCAGAAUUUAUUGAGCUUUUUGAGUUCUUGGAUAAGGGAAGCAGGGAUUAUUAUGGAGCUUGAGGAUAGAUGUUAAUUCAUUUACCAUAUUUUUCGCUCUAUAAGACACACCAGACCACAAGAUGCACCUAGUUUUUGGAGGAGGAAAACAAGAAAAAAAAUAUUCUGACUCUCAGAAGCCAGAACAGCAAGAGGGAUAGCUGCGCAGUGAAAGCAGCAAUCCCUCUUGCUGUUCUGGCUUCUGUGAUAGCUGCGCAGCCUGCAUUUGCUCCAUAAGACGCACACACAUUUCCCCUUACUUUUUAGGAGGGGAAAAGUGAGUCUUAUAGAGCAAAAAAUACGGUAUAUAUUUGCUCAUAUGUCUAUUAUUUAAUGCAUUCCUAUACCACUGUUCAGGUAAAAAUUGAAUAGCAGUAAAAUCAGCACAACAGGAAUGAAAUAGAUUUGUACUAAAGCCAAACACUUCAAAGUUCCCAUUGAAACUUAAACUGUUUUAAUUUUAAAAGCCUGGGAGAACAAAAAUGUCUUGGACUGGUGCCAAAAAUAUAGCAUAGUAGGUGCCAGGCAAGCCUCUUUGGAGAGGGAAUUCUACAAACAGGACACCACCACCAAGAAGGCCCUCCCUCCAGUUUCCAGAUGCCAUCUAAGUUGAUGGGGGACCCUGGAGGGCCUUGGAAUAGGAGCAGUUUUAUAUGGGAUUAGGCAUUCCUUCUGGUACCUGUGAGAGUAGAAGCACCAGGAGAUGGAGAAAAAUAACCAUGACAAAAUAAAAGGAAUGUUCAGAUAUGGAUCUUCAACUUCUGACAGUCAGAAAACCUGUUCAACAUUGCACUGGGUUUCUAAAAUCACCCAUAUAUCUUUAGUUAUUUGUUAUCUCCAUAAAGCCUUUUUUAAUAUGUUAAAUUUUACAAAGUCUUAAUAUUUAAAACUGGGUUGAAAUCAGGUUUGUAGGCAAAGGCAUUUCUCAUCUCCCACUCUGCAACCUGCACACCCCACCCCCACCCCAAGCAGAUUUUUCAGGGCAUGUGGGGGCUACAAGGAGAAGAAGAAAGAGAAGCAUCACUGUGUGAGAGGAUGCCUGCUUGCCUGACAUUAGAUUUCACCCUUAGGUUCCCAGUUAAAAGAAAGGAAAGCAGUCUUUGAGUCACAGUGGCUAUUUUAAGGAUAAUUGGUGCUGGCUUCUUAAGUAAAGGUGGCUUGUGUGACAAAUCUGCUAACAGAUGUCAGCUCUGUUUGGAAAAGCAUGCCGAGAUUUAAGGCUUAGUAAGCAAAAAACUAACUUUUGGUGUAUUUUUAAAUAUCCAACGCCAUUGCUGAAGAACUUAACUCUGUGGUAGAAUGCAUUAACAGCUCAGUGCCUUCCUGGACAAGGAGUUUUUCCUGUCCACUUUUUUAUUUCCAGGCAGUUCAUGCAAAUCUUAAACAGCACAAUUCCAUACAUUUCUACUCAAAAGCAAAUCCAGUGGGGCUUACUUCCAGGUGUGUGCAUAUUUGCAACCUAAAGCACAUACCCUUUGGUUUGGAGUAGGAACAUCAUUAUUUUUACCUCUUCUUAUUUUAUUGCAUAAAUCUAAGGUGACAGCUCAAAUAUGAAUACUCUGUUUUGAAGACGUUUGCACCUCCUUCCUCAAAUAGAAAUAUUUUAUCUCUAUAUUCACCAUUAUUAUGCUUCCCUUCUGUGCUGCCACAUCUCCAGAGAUUAAACAGCUGCCAUUUCUCCUUGCUCUACAUUCCAAACUUGAAGAAAUGUACUAAUGAUGCAGAGCCGACCCUGUCAUUAGGCAAAGUGGGGCAGCCACCUCAGGCAGUUGGUUUUGAGUGUUACGAAAGUGGAGCAGAUUGUUAAUUUACUUAAUUAUUAGUAUAUAUUUGUUACAGAGCGUGCCGGUCAGUAAAUUACACAGUUCAAAGUUGUAGUUAACUCUUUAUUAGCGAAAACAUGAUCUCCACAGACUGGGCUGAGUCUCAGGCUUCAUGAGUACAGCAGCUCAUUCCCUGUGGGUCUUACCCCAUGAAAUCAGUUGCCAAGAUUAAGGUCCCCGCCUCCCCACUGCGGUCUAAGUCUCCUUCUCUCCAGGGCUUUCCCCAAGCAAUCUGAGACUGCGCCUGUGUGCAGCCAGUCUCAUCUGCCCUGUUAUGUACUGAGUUGAAUAGGAUCCAAACUGCAGCAGUCUGAUUGGUCCUAGAACAAUAGGAUCCAAAAUGCAGCAGUCUGAUUGGUCCUAGAACAAUAGGAUUCAGAAUGCAGCAGUAUGAUUGGUCGGCAGGAACCACCCAAUCAUGCUGCAGAUAGAAGUGAAUCCACAACCUGAUUGGCCUACAGGAGAAUUCCGGAAUUAGCCAAUCAUGUGCAGCCCAUUGUGUAAAUAAUGUAUAUAAGCAGAUACCUUGAGGGGACUUUCAUUCUUCCUCCUCACCACUAUGAGCUGAAUAAAGAGCAUGAAAUCACUUUGCGACUCUGAGUAUAUUUCAUGCCCUUUUCAUGCAUCUCCUGGUUCUGGGAGAUGGGGGAGAGAAGCUUGUCGCAGAGGGUGAGACACCCGUAACUUCACCAGCUUGACUCAUCCCUGCCUCUUGACCUCCCUCCUCCCACUUGCUAGCUUCAUCUUCUGAUUCUGAACUUCUCUGCCACAGACUCUCCCAGCUCAUUAAGCCCUGAUACCCCUUCAGCUUUCAACACCACCUCUUCCCAGUCUUCUCCCUCUGACCACUCAUCGUCAUCCCACCACCACUCUCUGGGCUCUGAGCCUUCUUCCUUUGGUGGCUCCCCAGCUGGUUCCUCCCACCAGUCCUCUGUGUCUAACCAAUCCAUGACAAUAUUUUACUGCCAGGAAAAGAGGAGAGGUGCUUGUGGGAUUUUCUGCCUCAGGUCUCCAAAUAAACAAAUGGCCUUGGUUGGGAGAAAGGUGCUAUUUGCUGCUUCACCACAGGCUGCAAAACGUCAUGGGCUGGCCCAGGUUAUGUCACAGUUCAUUUCAUUGAAUUGGAGACUGGAGUCUGCUGCCUUUGAAAAUAGCACUCCAAUCAUCUAUUUCGGCCCUCGAGAAAAGAACUAGGUCACCCUCUCAAUCCCAAAGUAUCCUGGCAGUGUCCCUUUUCUCAACUCACGGGAGACCUUAUGGCUGGAUCAUAAUAGCAAUAAAUUAGAACUGAGCAACAGCUGGCCAAGUACAAACCACAUAGCAGCAGAGAUAUAAACAAGUGGUAAACUGUCUGUGUCAUGAAAUUUUUCUGCCAUUUCUGGUGGAAGCUAUGCAAACUAUUGAAAUAAUUGUGCAGAUGAAAAAAAAAUUGUGCAUGUUAGUUACUUCUAGCAUUUAGACCAGGCUUGGAGAGCUUUUUCAAGCUAGGGGCAACAUUUCCUCUAGGCAGCCUUGUGGGGCUUCCUCAUGCCAGUGGUGAACAGGGCCAGAGGCAAAAGGGGGCCAAGCAACAGAUGUGUGACAGUAGUUCUUACCUCUGUACGGUAGACUAAAUUCCAGCCAUGCAAAGGUCAGAGGUUUCUAAACACACACACACUUCUCUCCAUCUUAGGCAAGGUGAACACAGCAGGGCUGGUGGGAGAUGUAGCCUGGGUACAUUCUCUGUGGCCAGAAAGAGAGAGCAGUGGCUAUAUUCAGCCCUUGAUCCUGAGGGUUUUUUGGGUUUUUUUUGCCCCUGAUUUAGACAGUAUAGAACAUGUGCCUGAAGAAAAGCUAUUCUUAAUUUUCAAAGCAGUGAACUAAGAGAACUUCUUUCUAUUUAUGGUUCUGCAGCAUUGCCCAAUAAGUAAAACGGUGAGAAAUAAUGAGGAGUUUUUGCUUCCAGCUUUAUCAGAAGGCAAAUUGUAGUUUUGGGGAAGCAAUAUCACUCUUUUCUUACUUUGCACAUGAAUUGAAAUUGAAGAUCCCAGCCUUUAGUGCUUCUUCCCUACUUUUUUCUUCAUCCACGAAGGGAUUCAUGUAAAAAAAAUGCUCUACCGGGUGGCAAAGUCUGUGUGGAUUGUGAAUUCAAAUGUCACAUUUUUUUCUUUCUUUCUUUUUGGCAUUCCUGUGUGGUGGAAAAUCAUAAUGUUGGCACUGGCUCUGUCUGCUGUGCCGCCUAACAAUGGAAUGAAGAAAGCCCCCAGGAUCAAAAGUCAGGCUAAUGGCAGGGAGGCUCAAAGACAUGGCUGCCCAUAGUGACAAAAAAAGCAAAACUCACUCCUCCUUGAUCUCUCAAAAUUUUCCAGGCCUUCUAACAAAGGACAAUAAGCUCAUUUUUAUAUGCUGACAUAGUAAGAGCAAGAAAUAAAAACACAAAAGCAGUUGUUUUUUAGGGCUGUGGAAUUUGCAACAUAUACCACAUAUACCUUUCGUAACCUAUCUAUAAUGGGUCCUCCACCGGUUUCAUGCAGGAAUCUGAUAUGCCAGCACAAAUAAAUUACAUAUUUUUCGCUCUAUAACACGCACCAGACCAUAACACACACGUAGUUUUUAGAGGAGGAAAACAAGAAAAAAAAUAUUCUAAAUGAAAUAGUGGAUAUAUGAUUUUUGUGGUUCAUGCUGUGGCCACAGACAUGUGAUCUGAUAGUGAGUUUGGAGUAGCCCAAUGCAAAAAUCCUGAGGAUCCAUGUGGAUCCAUGCUUUGUAACCACGGAGGAGGGAAGGAAGGGGAACCAUGGAUCCUCUGCUCACGACUGCAGCAGAUCCCCCCCGCCACCCUCGUGCAUUCGCUCCAUAACACGCACAGACAUUUCCCCUUACUUUCUAGGAGGAAAAAAGUGAGUGUUAUGGUGCAAAAAAUACGGUAACUUGUGAUUGAAAUGAAUGGGAAGCAUGCAAGAGAUCCAAGUGUGCAAUUGUAGGUCUUUGGAUUAGAGUAUCUGUUAGUGAUGCAGUGGGAACUUCCUUGUUUAUGUGUACUAAAUAAAAACCUCAAUUUUCUUAUAACUGGUUAAAACACUUGGGGCUUAUCCACACUUAUUUUGCCCCACUGCUUCCCGUACAGGUUUAAAGCUCCGUGUUUGAGUGCUCCCCUUAUUUUGCUCCAGAGCUUUCCCCACGAACACCUGCUCUUUAAAGUUGAAUCAGAACAAAUGGCUAUUUGGGUUUUUUUGUGGACUGUGCCUGGAAAGCGCAGAGGAAAGGUAGGUGUGGAUAAGCCCUUAGCUAGGAAUCCUAGGGCUCCUUCAGAUUGGCUUAUACCUGGUCUUUAUAGAGCAUUGGUUCUGAUUUGUUUGUGAGGACUUUUUAGGACAAUGAGUGUUCAUUCCGAUUUGUUUUUGCUGUGCUUACAUUUAUUUGAUUAUUCUACACUUCUCAAUGCAUUAUCCCAUCACUUUCCUAACCACAAAAACCCCUCUUUCUGUGGAUUUGUUGCACUGGGGUAAAGCACCCACUUUAAUUGUGAAAACUUAAUUUUUUUGUAAUGCACUUGAAUCCUUCCCACAAAAUUUGAACAGUCUGAAGGUGCCCCUACCCUGAUAGGUAAAUCCAAUGAGGGGCCUCAAGAAGGGGCAUAAAGGCUGCUUUGCCAGCAGAGGCAGAGGUACAUCAGCAGGAUGAAAUCAAACGCUAAAGAAUGUUAGAUCUGGAGCAGAUUUUGUGCUUUCUAAUAGAAAAGCACCGUAACGCGUUAUCUCCAGGUUGACUUUGAAAUCUUUCUAUUUUAUGAAAGCACAGUACAGUAGAAUAUGAAGGUCAGACUUUCUUACUGCUGUACCAAAACGUUUCUUUAAAAAAAAAGGGGGGGGGGGAAUUGGCAACAAGUUGGAUUGCUGUAGCCAGCAGGUGUACUUACUGAAAAGUUUGACAAGUGGAAAAAUGCCUAUGAUGUCUGAACAGAAAUGGAAGAUGGGAAACGGCAGGAACAGAAAGGGGAAAGGGCUUGUUAAUGUAGGGCCUUCCUUUUAAAAUCAUGGGGAAAUAGCUAGUGAUAAAAUCGAAAGCUCUUUUAAAAACCAUCAUGUUAAGGUGAUAAAUCCGAAACUAUUAGAGCAUGUGAUUCAACAAGAAACAUCUGUCUUCAGUUCUAUAAUUGAAUUAUGGGCUCAUGCAAGAUUGAUGGUGCAUGAUACAAAUUAAGUUCCACCAGGAUCAUGCUUACACAAUCAGGACCGAGUUGAACCUUGGUGGAAGCCCAGGAAUGCCAUUAUGAUUACUACAACUUAAUUUUGUGCAUUAACCAUUACCACGUGUGAGCCUUCUUUCCAAUGAUAUGUCAACACACAAGCGAAUGCUGUUUCUAUGGCAAACUGUUAUUGGUAGCCAAGUAGCAGGUGUUUCCAUUUAAUAUUUUAGAACUAAGCUCAUUUGUGGCAUCUUGACCUUCACCGGUUAAACCUGCAUCAUUGAGGUGUGGGAAGUCAUUGCUUUUAGAAUAAGAUAAAUUCAGUGGACAUCAAAUGGUCCUUUAAAAAAAUGGAAUGUCACUGUUGUGUUGAAAACUGUCAGGUUUGUUUCCCAUUCAUAAAUGUGUUUUAAUGAUAUUGUAACAAUAAUUCUGAAGCUAAGGGCUACAUUUCCCAACAGCCUCAUUGACUGUGACCUAGAAAAAGUAGCUAUCCUUCCUCUGGGAGAUGAAGGAAGGAGUCAGGCUAGAAAAUGAGCAGUUUUGGUGGUGGAACACAGGAAGAUAACUACUGUCUGGGAGCAUUCUGCAAGUGCUGGUGAAGCAUUAGUCCUAUAUUAAGAUGUUUGAAAUCUGCAUAUUUUCCAGGGAUGGGUGGGUCAGGCAAUUUCGGUCCAUGUCAAUUUCACAAGUGAUAAUUCCCAAGUCUGUUCAGUCAUCACCUUGUGAAUUUUUUUAAACCUGCAAGGAAAUUUGUUCUUAAUUGCACUACUAAGUAUAUACAGCGGUACCUCGGGUUAAGUACUUAAUUCGUUCUGGAGGUCCGUUCUUAACCUGAAACUGUUCUUAACCUGAGGUACCACUGUAGCUAAUGGGGCCUCCCGCUGCUGCUGCGCAGUUUCUGUUCUCAUCCUGAAGCAAAGUUCUUAACCCGAGGUAAUAUUUCUGGCUUAGCGGAGUCUGUAACCUGAAGCGUAUGUAACCCGAGGUACCGCUGUAUAUACUUAAAUAUUUUAUCUCAACAUACACAUUUCUUGGCCUCUUUUUAAUCUUAAAAUACAUUUUGGUACUUUUUUACAGCCAAGAACAGUAUCACAAAAUUCAGAGAAGUGCAAAAUCAGUGCAAUGAUUUUAGAGCACUAUGGGCAGAACCUAGAAGCUAGAGGAGGCCAGUAGAGAAGUCAGGGGAGAGAAGGCUGAGGUGAUGGGCAGAAGCUGCAAGUUUCAGGAGCUUGGAGGCUAAGAGUAAAAUGGAACCAGGCAGAUGUUGAAGAGAAGGACGUGGCAAGGAUGACUGAAUGGGGAGAUUGGUGGUAUAUUGGAGUGUGGUAGGGGAGCAGCCUGAAAAUAAUUAUGUGGUGGUAAGGAGUAGUGACAGACUUCGGUCUUUGAACUUUCAGCAGUGCCCUGUGCAAGGCCAGAAUUUGUGUCCCCCUGCCUCUCAACCUUCUGUUCUACUUAAUUCACUAGGUCACAGUUGCAACGCCCUGCAGUGCCCCGAGGCUCAGUGCCCAGUUUGGAGGAUCUGGUCACGCUGUCCUAAAUCUGCCUCUGAGAGGAAGGAUAAUGGUAGGGAAGUUGUCAAGCAGGAAGGGAUAGAAUCAGGAAGGCUAGUGCAGGGGUCAGCAACCUUCUUCAGCCGUGAGCCGGUCCACCGUCCCUCAGUCCAUGUGGUGGGCUGGACUAUAUUUUGAAAAAAAUAAAAAACGAACAAAUGCCCCACAAAUAACCCAGAGAUGCAUUUUAAAUAAAAGCACACAUUCUACUCAUGUAAAAACACACUGAUUCCCGGACUGUCCACAGGCCGGAUUGAGAAGGCGAUUGGGCCGUAUCCAUCCCCCGGGCCUUAGGUUGCCUACCCCUGGGCUAGUGAGAACAGCAAGGCAGUUAACUUGUCAGAUCAGGCAAAAGGAAACAGGAAAAUUGCAGAAGGGCUUGGGAAGAGAAAGAGUUCAGAACAAAUAGUUUCCAUUUAACAUUUUGCUCCUCCUUUAGCGUUAAAACGGAAGCUAUCUAAAAAUAGCAGCAUAUUUUAAUUAUCAUGCAUGACUAUUAUUUUACAGUUCAACCCAGACCCCUUGGGUGUUCUCACAAGCGAUGCUGAAAAUGCCGCGGUCUGGGAUGUGUUGUUUGUACAUGUUGCUAAUGUGAGAAAGGAAAAUGGCUGUUUUAAGAUCUAGUGAACAGUCUAAUGGAUGUCUCUUUUUCUUUCUUCAUUCCAUUUGCAGAGCUGGAAAAGUGGGAGCACUUAGGUAUGCCUCACUUGUGAAAACAGCUUUCGAAUUCAAAUCUGGAUUAUUUUUUUAGGAGCUUGCUUUUAUCUGUGAUUAUCUUCUGAAUAAUGGUGAAGGCUGGCGGAAAGUUAGAGGCUAUGAAUCUCCAGAGAGCCUAGGCAUGAAUUUCAGCGGAGAGGUGUUAAUUUAAAUGAAGAGGUUAAACUGAGUGGAAGGGAGAUGCUGGGAAGUAGUAACUGAAUCGGGUAUCUGUUACUCCCCUGUAACAUGUCCUAGCAAUGAAGGCUUUUGGUGUGAUGUUCCUGUGGUACUGUUGUGAUUCUUCCUUGUGUUCUUUCUUUCUUCUGCAUCUGGCUCAAGUCUUUGAUAGGUUACAGCAGGCAGUCCUUAGGUUGUUCUUUUUGCAAAGGCACCAUGGGAUGUAAGAUACUUCCCCUUCAUAGGAAAAUAAGCAUUUUGUAAGCAACCAAAGCAAUUCAUGUGUGUUUUGCAAGAGGCAUCAUAACCUAGUUUGAGGUGGGACCUCCUGGAUAGGGGCAGAAAGUAUCUGCCUGGGGAUGAUAAAUCCUGAGCUGUAGGAGUAACCUAUUUCUGGAAAAUGAGCAGUGGUGGUGAGGUUGCCCCCCCCAAAUGAGGAAAUGGUGUGAGUGGUAGCUAGAUGAAGAAUCUGAUCCCUUCCUGCUCAACUCCUGCCGUGGAUCAUUAACCAGGAUGACCAAGGCCCUUUCAGUGCCAAAAAAUCAUGGUAAAAAAGCAGAUUGAAGCAGAUAUUGAUCAUCAGUAUCAUCCAGAAGUACCUGGAGUGGCUCGGCAGCAGUGGACAUAUUGACUUGCCUAAGGCUUCUUAAAGGCUUUGUGGUUUGAGCAGAGAUUUGAAUUGGUUACUUUGUGGCUCAUGCUCUUAACUACCAUGGGACUCCAGAUGUUGUAUCCAGCCAGGGUUGCUCUUUCUGCAGGUCAUUAGGAAGCUGGGAUUUGUCUGUAAAAAAAAAUGGGCAAGAAGAAGUGAAAGAAGCUGCUUGGUGUUGACUGACUCAGUAGGCUUUUUGAAAGAUGGCAGCUUUAGGGCACGGCUCAAUACUGCCGUGUUACUAGUAUUCUCUGCCUGUGCAUUCUUGCUUCUGUCCAAUUCCUGCUGUAUUCUGUUCAGCUGUAAAUAAAUAGACUAUCAAUUUUCUAGCACCCUCUCCUCCCAAAGAUGAUAAUCCUGGUAACAGCUGCCAUGAACAUCUCUUUGCGUGCUAAAGGGAGUAUGGGGAAAGAAUUAAAUACAGUAGUUAUAGUUAUAACGCUGAACAAUCAAACACAAUUAUUGCACAUAUUUGAAUUGCUGUUGUGAAUUGGUGGGAGGAUGGUUAGCCUCAAUGAUGCCUGAGUACCAUCCCUGGUAUAACAAAAGAAGUUGCUCUCUGCCAGAGGGCAAAUGGAUGGGCCCCCUCCCUCACCUGGCCGGUAUUUGGAAAACAAGGGCAGAGUGAGCUGAGUGGAGAGCUGCAAGUGGGCAGAAGCUGGGAGAGAGGCAUGACUGGUCUAUGCUAGAAUCCAAGGCUGUGACUAUGGGGGAAGCAAGACCUUUGGGGGUGUUAACGCUGUGAGCUCCUGCAACUUAGGCUCAGGUUGUAUGUAUUUGUGAAUAAACCAUAUAUCGUAAAGGCACCACAGUCUCUGCUGUCUCACAUUCUGUGGAAGUGCCUGGAGCCCCUGGAAUCUUGCACCACGCGGAGGUUGGGGUGAUGUGUGACAUACUGUAAUGUUUCUGCUUGUUUAAAUAUUUGCUUUGUGUUAGAAAUACAUAAAACUUCUCUUUCUAAUCAGCUGCAGGUAUAAUUUCAAAUGCAUUGUAACGUGCUUUUACAUUCAGAGAGAGGCUGCUGAUUGAGAUUGGUUACGUAUUGCAAACUUGCCGCAUAGCUUAAAACCAGAACAGUGUAAACAAGCUGCAAAUAUUUGUUCUUCUGUCAAAAAGGAGCAACAGGGGCUCACUGUUGUAAAUAAUGAAUUCUUUUAUGUAAACAUCCGGUAUGCUAGGGAAUCCAGCUGUGUCUGGGCCUGUGGCACUUCAUAUCAAAACUGCAGAUAAGAUGGGAUUUUUCUUUUGCACUACAGAUGAUUCCAAGUAAACAUGCAUAAGAUUCCACUCUGAGUCCUACUAACCUCAGUGAGAGAAUUAAACAUAACCUCAACUUUUGAUGCCUACCUUUGGGACUGGAUUGUGCCCAUUGUUAGCAGAAUCUUUUCCUCCAGUCCACGAGUUCAUCUUUAGCAGAUCCGCACCGUAUGUUUGAAGCACAUCCAAUGUUCAUUUAAAGCACAUCACUUCCCCUAAGGAAUCCUGGGUACUGUUGUUUGAGAAGGGUGCUGGGAAUUGCAACGUUGUGAAGGGAAACUAUGGUCCUCAGGAUUGUUUGGGAGAAGUCCAGUGCUUUAAAUGUGCAUUGGGCAUGCUUUAAAUGUAUUGUGGGGAUGGGGGGAGACAGCAACUCAUUUUAUUGAUGGUUGAUGGCAGAAGAGAUUAAGUUAAGGUGCUUUUUUAAAAAGAAGAAGAAGAAGAAGAGGAAGAAAGCCAGCACUUUAAGGCUUUUACAGUGUGUGAGUUUUAGUUUGUGCAGCAGAGUAUGAAUUGCCUGCCUUUAGUGCAAUAUUUUUCAUAGAAAGAUAGAAAUGUAAAUAAGAGAACCUCAGUCAUUUCUACAAAAGUUUGUCUAGUCCACGGGGAUUCUACAUUCUAUUCUAUAGUAACUGCUGCAUUUUACUACCAUAGGAAAGCCUCUGAAAUGUGAAGUUAAGAACAGGGGAACUUAGAAGACUUCCAAAGGAGAUUAGACAAAUUCAUGGUGGAUAAGGCUAUUGGUGGCUACUCACCCAAUGGCUCUGUUCUACCUUCACUGUUGGAGGCAAUAUAGAGUUGCUAGAAACCAAAGAUGGGGACAGUGUUGUUGCACUCAGGUCCUGCUUGUGGCCUUCCCAUUGGCUUCUGGGUGGCCACUGUGAGAAGAGGAUGCUGGACAAGAUGCAAUACCGGCCUCGGGGACCUGACCCAGCAGGCUGUUCUUAUUCUUAGGUAGAGUCUGAGGACUAAAUGCAUGAAGGAAAAACCUGUCAAUGGCUGUUAACUAUUUGAGCUAAUUAGAAUGCCCAGAGUCAAAGAUGCUACACCUUUACUUACACAAUGCUGGGGACAAAAAAUAGCAAGGGCUGCGGCCUCACGCUCUGCUUGUAGGUUUCCCAGAGGCAUCUGUCUGGUCACUCUUGAAAACAAUACUAGACUACUGGCAGACGAAGGUGGGGGUGACAUCGCGGCCCAUCCUGGGGGGGUGACAUCGCAGCCACCCCCACCCCCCAGGGCACUUGGCGCGCACCCUCGAGAUGCUUGCUACUCACCGCACACGUCCUGGGACAACACUGCUUGCUGCGCACCCCUCCGACGUGUACCAUGCCCCUGCCAGUGGCACGCCACACCCCCUGGGAUGCAUGCCAGCCACGCCCCCGGAUAUACACCACUCCCAGUGCCAGAGCAGGUUGCUCCGCCACUGUACUAGACUAGGGAUGACCCCCUUUGGAUGAUCCAACAGGGCUCUUUUUAUGUUCUUUUUUUAUUCAGGUUUUAUUGGCAAGAAACCUGCUCCCAGAUCAGUCCAGGGAAAUCCACAAUUCAGGAUAGUACAGAAGGGAUGUCUCAGGCUUUAAAGCCAUUCUUCUUAAUAGCUUUUAUGGGUGUGUCAGCAGGCCCUAAACACCCUAAUAGUAGAAGUUAUGGAAUGAUAAAGACCCUUGCUUCCAGGGUUAAGCUCUGGGUAGCCUUGGACUGUGUUUUACUCUUGAGUGUGUGUGUGUGCGCGCGCUUGUGUAUUGAAAGGCAGGAGAAGUCCUUAUAUAUUGGCAAGAGGUCAGACCCUUGGAUAGGUUUUCCAUCCUGCCGUUAUAUGAAGGAGGCUUGUGGUGCUCUGUGUUUGUUGUGCUGCUCAUCCAGUCCUUGUGUGUAUCUCUUGAUUGAGGUACUACUAUCCCAGGAACAGAAUCCUAAACAAAUCCUACAAGAGCAAAACACCAAAUGCUCCCUAUGCCAAGAAUAGGUCAUGGUGAUGGAACAGCUGUUAUGGGGUGAACUCUUCCUGAAUAGCCCAAAUAAGAAGGGAAAUCGUUACAAUCCACUCCUUUAUUUGCAUAUGGCUUAAACAUGUAAAUAUACGAUGUGGUAGAUUUGUCAUCCAUGCAAAGUAUAGGAACUAGGGAAAUUAUUUUCUCCCUUCUUUCCCAACCAGAAAAGAUUACAGUGCUUAACUUUGACACUAUGGCUAUGUAACCUAAAUCUCUUUGGACCCAAGCACUGCAGAUAUGAUCUCUUGUUAUGUGCAGAGAUGCAGGAAACCUGAUGUGUGGUAAAUUGGGAUAUCUUGCUUUCUCUAGUGGCUUUUAUCACAUGCUGUGAUAACGCUGGCAAAUAGCUUCUCUCAGGUACUUACUCUCAACUGAUUGUUCUCUGUAGGGAACUUUAAAUGGCACUCAGGUCAAUGCCAGAUAUAUCAGAAAUCCCAUUAACCUUGUUGUUGCAGAUAUUAAGGCCCCCUUGGCCCUGACUAUUGUAGCGAAAGCCUGAGAGUUCAUUCCCUCCCUCUCUCCUGGGAACAGGAACAGCUCCUGUCUCUAACCAUUUGGUCUGCUGCCACCAGCCCUUCCUUUUCCUCUGACUUUGAGAGAAGGGCAGUGCUCAAGGCUGUGAGCAAUUCAUCCUGGUUAGGGAGAUGUGGGAGCAUCCAGCCCACACCUCUCUCCCUCUACGAAGGAGGGCAGCUAGCUUUCCCGCAGUUCUCCCUAGACAUGAAAACAGCAUGGACCCAGAGAUCUAGGCACCCUGGAGAGAAGACUAUCUUGUGAGCAGUCACAACAACACAUGAUUAAUCCCCUACAACCAGUUUUAAGAGAAAAGGGUUUAAGGGAACAAAAAGGGGAAAGGCAGAAUACUGCAUGAAAGGAAGUAAAAAGCACUUCACACAUUUCAUGCUAAGUGAACUACAGCUUGAGGCCUCAGAUUAAGAGGGGGCUCUAAAUGCUUUUUUCAUUCUUUCUAAAUUUUAUGAUAUGUGCAUAACACACAGGGUGCAUGCCUCUUCUGCUUCGUUAAGUGCUAAACUAUGUGUGUAACUGAUUUUAUGUUCCUGAGCAUAAAAAGUUUUCAUAUAUGCUAAGUAAGAAUUCAGAAGGUACUUUCAUUUAAAGGUGUUUCAUGUGCUAUGGGAUCUCUUAAAGUUGACUAGGGUUAUAGUCUCAGCAUGUCUUCAUCUGGCCCUGAUACCAAGUCUACUCUAUCCUAAGUAGAAAGGUAAAGGUAAAGGACCUCUGACAGUUAAGUCCAGUCAUGGACGACUCUGGGGUUGCAAGUCUCAUCUUGCUUUACCGGCUGAGGGAGCCGACAUUUGUCCGCAGACAGUUUUUCCAGGUCAUGUGGCCAGCAUGACUAAGCUGCUUGUGGUGAAACCAGAGCAGUGCACCGAAAUGCUGUUUACCUUCCCGCAGGAGCGGUACCUACUUGCACUUGGACGUGCUUUCGAACUGCUAGGUUGGCUGGACCUGGGACCGAGCUACUAUCCUAAGUAUCUAUCUAAGUAUCUAAGCAACUAUCCUAAGUAGUUACUCACAAACAUAGGCCCCUGAGUAAUGCAGCACUAGGUUGACUGGAUGGACGGUGAAUAUUGGCCAAAUUCCAUUGUGAAGGGUUCCUUGUCCGGGUGGGCUCUGAUUGACAGGUGGCUCUGAGCAAGCCAGUCUGAUGAGUGGCACAUAGCCAGGAAAGGUACUGUUACCACCUUUUGGGAUGCGGCUAUCACAGCGUUAAUGACUGUCAGAGUUGCCCAACUCCCCUGCCAGACAGCAAGCUUUGCACAGCUUGUGCACUGAGACUUGGCAGGAGCUUCCACGGUCUGCCUGCCUCUAGGGAAUGGAAGCUGAGGGAACUGUGAAGCUUUUUAAAAAAAAUUUAAGACAUAGGCUGGGACUGUGCCACAAAAAUGAGUCCAGUUGGCAUGUUACAUUCCUUUCAGUACUUCUACAAGUGCACUCCCGGUAUGUUUUUUGGUCAUAUAAAAGAAACCGGAAAUGGAUUGUCAGUGCUAUCUCAAGGCUCUCUGAUGAGCUCUGGAUUUCAUCCGUCCUUGUAGCUGUUGUAGCAGCUAAGUGCACCAGCUCCACACGGCUGUGAGUAGAGCAGGCACUAUGGGCCUGCGGGUUUAGAAAUUAGAAGUCUUUAUUACUUUUCAUUCCAGUUGCUGAAGAAAUUGCAUGUAAACAUAAGUAUACUUCAGAUUUAUCUGUCUCCUCUUUCCCCAGUCUCCCAUACUCAGCACCAGCGUGUGGAAGAAUGGCAAUGUAGCACCAGGGAAACAGAUUAUACACGGAACAUAAUGCUGGCAAAUGCAUGGUGAAUCAUUAAAGCAACAUUCUUUUGUCUCUCCUGAGGGUAAUUUGCAGCAGGAACAUAAAAUGUUUUUCAGAUGCGCAUGGUGUCCUGGUGAUAAGCACCGCGUAGGUAGAAUGCUUAAGACACAGAACCUGCACACUCCUUUGGCAUCUCCAUUUUUAUGACUGAGCCUGAAAUAAUGAAGGUUAGGUGUGCAACAAUAUCAGCAGCAGCAGUAUUAUUGCUAAGUUUAUUGCAUGCCCUUCAGCAGCAGAUCUCAGGACAAUUUAAAAUUCAGAAAUUAAAAACAGUUCAAGCAAAUUGCAGGAGUAGGGAGUGUGCAUUGUGAGAACAAAGGAAGGUGCAUUACACCAAGCCAGGUUCUUUGUCAAUCCAUCCCCAAAUUGUCUAGGGCAGGGGCCAUAACUCAGUGGCAGGGGAUCUGCUAUGUAUGCAGAAAGUCCCACAUUCUGUGCUUGGCAUCUCCAGACAAGACUGGGAGAGACUCCUACCUGAAACUCUGGAGACCCACUGCCAGUGUAGAUAAAACUGAGCUAGGUGGACCAAAGUCUGAUAUUGUAUAAAGCAGUUUCCUGUGACUUGAUGUCUCUUGACUGACGGCAGCUUUCCAGGAUCUCAGGCAGCAAAGUGAUCCUUUUAGCUAAAUAUGCCAUGGAAUCGGGGAUUGAACUAAGUAGGCAAAGUAUGUGCUAUGCUCCUUCCCUGGAAAUUUCCUACAGUUCCACACUGUAAAAUGAAUCUGGAAAUAAGGAGGGAAAAUCAAUCUUUGGCACACCAUGAAGCCGCCUUAUAGUAUUCUAUUAAUGUCUGGGAAAAUGUAGUUUUAAUGUGUGCAUGGUCGCAUGACCACCUGUUUUGCUUAGGGGCACAUGAGCAAUAAUGGCAGCAUUGCCCACUUGGACUUCUUCCUAUAGUGAGCAGACAGCUGUGCUGGUGUGUGUGUGUGUGUGUGUGUGUGUGAGAGAGAGAGAGAGAGAGAGAGAGAGUGUGUCUCACAGAGAGAGAAAGAGGAAGACUUUCUAAUUCAAUAUUUAAUAGUUCUGCCCAGAGUAGCCUUUUCUAGGCUUCAUUCUGGGUGCAAUGGGAAGAGUGGUGAUGUUGCCACUUCCACAAAGAUCUGUUUUUCUGUUGCUAAGUACAUGUCUGCUGUCCUCUUUCCUUAGAGCUCUGACUGGAACAGGCCUGUGCUCGUCCAGAGCAGCCCUUACAUCAGGGCUGAGGGAGCUUUGGCCUUCCAGAUGUUGCUGGACUCUCCUCAGCCAGCUAGCAGGGCCUGUCAGGAGGGCCACAGAAUCACACACCCCUUGCCUGACAUGGAUUUAGUGUGUAUGUGGGGUGUGUACGUCUGGUGACAGAACUGUCCAGAAUGACGUGCACUAGUAACACAACAGUAAUGUAUAGAAAGUCAUGAGUAGAAAGACACAUCUAUUUGGUUCAUGUCUUUAUUUUACUUACUCACGCCUUUUUUUUAGAGCUGAGGGUAGAAAUCUGCCCUUCAUGGCAGGCAUUGUUUUGGGUUUUAGAUGCUGGAGCAUUUUAGAUGCUGUGCUUUUCUGUCAAUCUUUUUUCUUUUUCUAAGCAUGCUGAACAUUUUUGUGUGAGCAGUGCAGGUAGUGUCAAACUUUGAAUUGGCUACCUGCUAUCUCUUAAUACUGUCAUCUUUCUUUUGUGAGCUUUCCCGUAUGCAACAGAUACAGAGGCACAGCUUAUGCUUUUCUUCUUCCGGCAGCUCACUUUAUCCUGGAGAUGCUGUUCAUAACAGUCACAUUUCAGUUCAGUUUUGUGAAUGUUGUAGGUUAUGAGCUAAAUACCUGCUGCUUGUCCUCCUGAAUGCAAGGCUCUCAACUCUUUUGGGCAUUAACUUGAGAGUACAUGAGGUGAAGGGAGGCAUCAAAGCCAGAAUACCACAACCUAAAAGCCCCUCCAGAUGACCCAUAUACUGAGUAUUCAUCUGGACUUGUGUGCACUAUCCUUACAUCAAGAUUAGAUUAUAUCUGGUCUUUAUUAAGCAUUUGUUAUGAUUUAGUCAAUGAGCAUUCUUCCCGAUUUGCUUACAGGGUGUUUUCACAGCUUCCCAUUAGUUAUUUAUUCAUCUCACCCUCUUCAGGCCACUCGACAGGUGUGUGUGUGUGUGUGUGUGUGUGUGUGUGUUGUUCACAAUGUUGUUGAUGCAACAAUAGACCGUCCGCACAUGAUUCUGCUUUAUGUGUUGUUCGGUGAUGCUUCCCCAUUGUUACUGCAAUUAUUGUCAUCUGGAGACACAGCAAAAGCUGGACAAAAACAGUAACACACAAUCCUGGAACAUUCCCUGUUUAGGGAAGUUUUUAAUGACUGAUGUUUUAAUGUAUUUUUAAUCUUUUGUUGGAAGCUGCGCAGAGUGGCUGGGGAAACCCAGCCAGAUGGGUGGGGUAUAAAUAAUAAAUUAUUAUUAUUGUUGUUGUAGCAUGAAGAGUUUCAGGAUAGGCAGCAAUUGGAAAUGAAGCAGUAUGUCCAUCCCAGAACUUCUGUAGGAGCAAACAGUAUUGAAAAUGGGAUCACACAUUGCUGCAUGUCAUGGCAUUUUUGUGACAGUAACUCCCUAUGCGGAAUACCAGCACCUGUUCUUUUGCUGCCAAUGGCAGCUGUUUUAUUCUGGCAGAGCAAUCCUAUCAAUAUAUGAAUGCCAGCACCUCUUUUUUUAAAAAAACCAAAAACCACUGAGCAUGUAGAUCCCAUCAUGAGCACAAAGCACCAUGAAUGCACCAUGAAAAGGAUGUCUGGAUGCACCCUCAGUGCAUUUCCUUGUCAUUUUCUAAACCACACAAGUUUGUUUAUUUUUUAAAAGUGGAUUUGUUGUGCUAGUGUGAAAGAGCAGCUUAAUCCACUUUUAUUAUGCAAACCUGAAGGUCUGGUAUGUGACAGAAACAUUUCCCCAAAAAACAUCCUGUCACUGAUGGAAUGGAAAGGGGGGAAAGCCAAGUUAUUCUUAUUUAUGUAAAAAAGAAAAGGUUGCAUUUGCAGGUGUGUAAGAAAAGGGAAAUGCUUGUAUGAGAAGGCAGUCAGAUAUCUAGUUACAAUAGUUAUGCAAACUGGAAACCCCCUUAAAUUUUUUACCAUGCUGUACAUCGGCUUUUCUCUAAAGCAGAGACCUGUGGCCUUCCAGGUGUUGUUGAACUUUCAUAUGUUUCCCCCAGUAUGGCCAAUGGUCAAGGAGGAUUUGAGCUGUAGUCUAGCAACAUAUGGAGAGCCACUGGUUAUUUACCCCUCCUUUAGGGUCCCUGGACCAACUGCAAAGGAGUAGAGGAUCUCUAUGCUUUCAAUAGUUGUGCAAGAGAGAAAAUCCUGGAAAUCGCAGCUUGUGAGACAAGUAGCAGCCAUUGAAAUUCCCUCCUCUUCUACGUAACUAUUUCAGUAAGGGAGAUGUCCCUUUCUUCUUAUUUAAAACCAUAUGCAAGCAUGCAGUGCCAGAGAGAUCUGGUGUUGGAUCCCUCCUCCCUUCUGCCACUGCAGCCUCCAGCAUCUUGGCUCUACCGACACUGGAGCUCUGACAUCAGAAGAGCCAGAAACGGUAUGCGUUGAGGCAGUUUUGAGAAAGGACUCGGAAUCAGCUUGGUUCUGAAGGGUGCAAAGCUGUCUCACCCACCAGGGAUUCCCUAAACCUAAACGAGGAUGACGUGGUCUAUUUAAGGAGCUCCUUUAAACCACUUCCUUGUUUUCCCCCUCCCACUGGAAACAGUGGGCGGGGGGGGGGGGAGAUGUUUCUUUUAAAAUACCCACAAAAUUGAUGGAGGAGCAUAUUUUUCUCUGAAUAGAUCUUAAGAUACUCCUAUUCAGAUAUACUUGGUUACCUUAUAUGUCACAUGGAAACAUAGCAACCAGUGAGCUGGGUGUUUACAGAAGGCACAAGAACUUUAAUGGUUAAAUGUGUCGCCUGUGGCUUAAUAUUUCUGCACAACUGCAGGAACUAAACUAAUUUUUCAAGUGUAUCUUAUGAUAUUUUUAACAUUUUACUAAAUGCAAUGCAUAUUCACCAUUUAUACAUUUCCACCCACCCCCUCUCUCGACCUGUAUCAUACUGGCUAACAGCUGUUAGCAUGAGAUGCAGCUGUUUCUCCACUGAACUGAAACUGAUGAAAUCCCUCUUGGAAUUCUAAUUGUAGGGCUAAUUCAAUGGUGUGUGUAAAUUCUACAUGUGGUGGAUCAUGGCAGGGAGUCUUGGGCCUUGCCCAGCGGGGCUUCCCCCUGCCACUCCCUAUCAGGCUGCUUAUUGUGAAUGACCUAUGUGCAAACAUUCCUGCACAAAUAGGCUUCCUCUGUUUCGUGAACCAUCUAUUGCUUUUGACUGCAGCAGAUGGAUUGUGUGAAUGAAUCCUACCUGUGUACAAAUAUGAGCAUAUUUCCCAAGUAGUCUAAAUUCUCUUUUUGUUUGGGGAGGACAGUUUCCCCCUGUACCGUAUUAAAUAUGGGAUGUACGAUAUCUGAACCUCUUGUUACUUGUCCCAAUACAAAAAAAGAUUUAAGACCUAAUGCACCAAACAGAUGUCUUGUGGAUGUCAUUUUCAAUUGCCCUAAGUAGGAGCUUGCUGCCUACUGUAUGUAUUGAAUUAUUUUCUGUAUGGGAUCCCACCACAGAUAGAAAAAAGAGCAACCACCAGGAUUGCCCAGGUGAAAAUCCAUCCACUCCGUAGGUCACUACACAAAAGUAGUUCACUGGGUGAGCACAUUUGCUCUGUCAAGCAGCCCCCACAAAGAGGUUGCACUGUCUGCUCUGACCCUAAUUUAAUUAUUGCAGGCAGUUAAUAGGUAUUGAAGAGUUAAACAGGGCAUGAAGCAAAAUCAUGCAGAUGGCGCACAUAGCAAAACUGAGAUGGCACAACUGAAUUAUCACCAGAUGGAGCCUGGUGACGAGUGCAUGCUUUUCUCCAUCUUCCAAGAUGGACUUUUUCUUUUCUCCUUUUGGAAGACAUAAACUGACAGCUGUGGAUCUGGGUGGAGACAACAAAUGUCUGACGUGAAUACUAAAUAGUCUAGGUUCUCUUUCACACACAGUAAGGAAAUUGCUAUGAAUCCUCUUCUGCAAAAGCAUUAAUAGGGAUUUUUCUUUGGCAGUAGUAGCAGUCCUGCAGUAAUUAAUAUACUUAAGCAAACAUCUGCAUAGCAUUCCAUGUUUGUACUUCUUCUUUAGAAGAGAUGAGUGCCUUUCAGAUGUUUGACAUCCAGUCUCAAGGGAAUGCUCUAGUCCUGUUUAAAAAAGCAAUCUAUAAGCUUAGUUCCUUUAAAUAGCCUUGCAUGAUCUAGGGACUAUAUAGUAAAAUGUACCACACUGGGAUAUUUAAGAGCAACUCAUUAUCCUGGAGUUUGGUGCUCACAGCCAUGAGCCACAAUCAUUUCCUUACCACUUCCACUGAUGUCUCUUGUUUUCCAUAGUCAUGUUCCACCUGAAGCCAAAGGUUCAACACAUACUUGACUCUGCUGCUGAAAUAGUGGAAUUUGAAAGUGCUGAACUUUGGCUGGCUCCUACUCCUAAUGAUUGUCAUUUGUUGUAAUUGCCUUUAGAUCUAUUGGGGGCAUUGGCAGUGCAGAGGCUAAGGAAGGAACACCAGCCACCAUACUUGAAAUAAUUUUCAUGGGAAAUGUGGAUGCUAUUGUGACAUUUGCUUCUCAAAUUCCACAUUAAUAAAGUCUUUUAUUUUGGUUCCUGAUAGUGACUUUUGCUUUCACCAGGAGAGACUAUGACAAGAGAAAGGAUUUCCUUUUUCUUAAAAUGUUCCAUAGAUGCUAAUGGCACAAUCUUACAGACAUCUACUUAGAAGUACCGUAACUCACAUUUAGUUCAAUGGGACUUGCUCCCCAGCAAGGAUGCCUAAAAGCCAAGUUAUCUGUGACUGUUGAAACUGUGAAGCAAUCAGGAAGGAAUUUGUAUCUAGGAAUGAAUCGAGUGCCCAUGGAAACGACAGAUAGCACUUCGUUCAGCCAAGUCAGUCAAAGGGUAGUCAGGACAGCUGAGCAAUCGCUCUUGACAAACACUUGGCUGGUGCAUCUCUCUGUGUUGUAGGAGUGUGUGUGUGGUCUUUUAUUUGGGAAGUCUUCUGCAUGAUAAUUUUUAUCAGGUUAUCUAUCAUUAUUGUGUUAUAUGAAAGGGAGUAUGGAUGUUCCAGUGGCUGUUAAGAUACAACCAGUAUCCGCACAAAGAACUGUUCAGUUACAUAAGGAUCCACACCUGGAACAUGAAUUUAUUAGUAGUGCAUAGAAUACUAUGCACAGGACCCAACAAUAGGCUAACAGAUAUGAUGAGGCUGCUUCUUCUGUUCCCUGCAGCCCCUUCCAUCUCCUCCAGUGGCUCACCAAACUCCAAAGCAGAUUGCCCGGGGGGCGGGGGGCGGGCUGCAAUGAAGAAAGGAAGCAUAGGUCUUAUUUGCACAUGUGGAAGUCAGUUGUGCAAGGGGACACUGAUCUCACCAUAAUGCAUGUCUCUGUUUUCUAAUAAUUAGUUCUUUUUAUACCUCCUUUGCAAUCUCUUUUCUGUGGUAAAUAAUCUACCAUUCUAACCUCUAAUCACAUGGAAAUGGCCUCCCUGAUGAGGCUUGAUAUAUUAAAUACAUAGUUGAUUCAUAUGACAAUUUAUUUAUGAAACAAGGAGCCUCUUUUUCAUGCUUUCUUGUCAUACUGUUACAGAUCGAUAUCCUCAAAGCAGAUAUGGAAAGUGCAGAGUGGAAAAUUUUGGAAAACCUGAUCCUAGAGGACGUUGUGGAACACAUAGGGCAACUGGUCUUGGAAAUCCAUGUUCAUUGGCCGGGAUUUGAGGUCAGCGGCAAUGACAGCACUGUGGUUCGGUACUGGUACAGUCUCCUCAAAGAGCUAGAACUGAAAGACUUCAGGCUUUUUCACACUUACAAAGACUUAUCAAAACCACAGAUGUUCCUAAAAAGGGAAGCCUUCAACGCAAGUAGUUGUUAUACACUGAGCUGGGUGAAUACAAGAUGGAAAUAGGGGCUUCGGCCUACAGAACAGAACUGCGACUCAUCCCCUUCAACGGUACUAUUGGAGGUGAGUUCAGAGAUGCACUGUCAAAAAUUAUCCAAAGUGCAAAUACAGCAGCUAUGGUAUAUAAUAUAUAUUUUUGUUCCCCAACAAAAGUGGGAAGGCAUAGCUUCUAUAUUAGGCUUCCUCAACCUUGGCCCUCCAGAUGUUUUGAGACUACAAUUCCCAUCAUCCCUGACCACUGGUCCUGCUAGCUAGGGAUCAUGGGAGUUGUAGGCCAAAAACAUCUGGAGGGCCGAGUUUGAGGAAGCCUGUUCUAUAAAUUCAAGCUUCAACUCUUUUAAGAUAAAGUAUUUUGUUUACUUUAUCUAUGCGCUUGGCUGCUGCCCAGCCCAAGCCUGUUGAGAUGUUUUCAUCAUCAUACUGAUUAAAAACUCAAAAUGUGUGACAAAUAAAUUGUUUCUUCAUGGCUGAAUAGCAUCCCCCCCCCAAAAAAAGCUGUCUUAAAAUACUAAGCUUUCUUCACUGGGGCGGGGGCUAAGGUUAUCAGAAUGGUGGUUUACAACAUAUGCUGUUAUUAACUGCCCAUCAUCGUGUGAAAUGUGUCAGUUUUGGUCCAUGACCACAUUUUUAGAAGCAGCCAUGCACAACUACAAAACAGUUGUGUAAAUUCACACAGCAACAGCCAAGGUUUUCCAAAGGCAAUUCAGAUUGGGGCUUCUGGGGGAAUUAAGCCCCCUGCAAUUGCCCUAUCUGAAUCCUCCCAAAGUGGCACACAGGGGCCUGUAUGCUUCACACCCAUGGGGCAAACAGCUGUUUGAGGAGGCAUGUGGAACUGGGACUAUGGUAGCAAUGAAAAAGGUGAGACCUUUCCUCUCUCCAUGCUAUGACUCCACUACAAACACCCCCCAAAGAGCUGAUUUUAAGUUUAAAAAACAGUGUGAGAUCAUGCCUAGUUAGGCCCUUAGAUGAAGCACAUGUAGCAGUGGGUGAGUAGAUGGGAAACACAAAUUUGGCAGCAGCAAUUUAUUGAUGCAUGUAUUUAGAAUAAAAAAGUGGUUGCGUAGCUAUAAUGUAGUAUUCUUACAUGCUUCAUCCACUGUAAAUGCCAUGUUACCAGAAAUGUGUGAAGCGGUUCUAGAUUUCUGAAGAUGCUGCACACCUUCAACUGUAGAAAUGUACAGCACAAAGAAAUUCUCCCACAAUAUUUUAAUAUAAUAAAUUCAAUGAAAGAUAAAUUUACACUCUGGCACUGCAGAAAACUAGGCAGUUACAACUUUAAUAUCAAAUAAAGAGUAAAAAGAAAGAAAGGAAGAAGCAGCAGCCACCUGCAGACAAUGCUAGAGAUGUUACACUAAGCUGGUAUCCAUCUUUUAAUAUAAAACAUUUAUUAAAAAUAAGAUCUGUAAAAAGGAGGAUUGAGACAUAUGUACAGUAGUUUAGCACAAAACACAUAAUUCUAUGAAAUAAAAAUAGAUAUUAAAGUGCCCUUUUACAAGACAUAGGUGGUCAAAUGGCAAUGAAGCUGCAAUGUGCUUUCAGUUAUACCUCUCGGAAGCAUCUCCACAAAGGCAGUAAUUCACUAAUUGCACAAGCUCCACUGGCUGAAUGGGGCCUAUGCUAAAACAGCAUUUGAUGAAUUACUCAUUAACUGUCUUAUAUACAUAUAUACAUAAUAUUCUUUGGAUUUUUUUUCAUUAUAAAAAGAAAAUAUUUGAGUAAGAAUAGAAACCUGACUUGUCAAUAAUAAUUAUAAAAAAGGAGUCAUGAUAAAAAUGAAGAAUUUCUUAGCAUGUAUCCAAAUCCAUGCAUCUGCAAAUAUAAUGGGAUUGAGAAAAAUACCUGGAGGUGAGGGAGCAUAAAGUGUAUUUCCUAUCCCAUCUCACCACAAACAGCCUGUCCCUCGGUGAAUGGCAUGGGUUGUGGUGUUGGAGGCUGACAGGAAGGAUGUGGAUUGCUGAAUAUUGGGCUCCUGUAAAAAGAAGGUGCCCCCACCCAAUUUUUGGUGACUUCUGCUUUAGCUACAGCCCACCACACUCAGCAGCAUGCCCUAACAUCCAGGAAAGGCCUUUUGGUAGUGGGGAGGAGCUAUUAAAUGUACCUCAUGCUCAUCACCUUUCGUAAGCAUUUUUCUGAUCUAACCCAUUAGCUAUAUCCAUCUGCUCCACAAAAUGGAUAAGGGUGAAGAGAAACAUCCAGGACUUGAUGGAACCCAUCUUGGAGCUAAACAUAGCAACAGAUAGACAUCCUCUGCCUAUCUGGGUCUCUGCACUAGGCUUUCCUUCAUAUUUUCAAGCCGGGCUGUUGGGUUUGAGGGGAUUGCCCUCACAAAGAAACAACAACCGUGUUGCACAUAUAAAAUCUUUGUGUAUUUCAACAUGACCAACAACUGCUGUUAAAAUACAAAAACAAUUCUAACAACUUCUAUUAUACUGUACACACACAUUUGGAAAUUUGAGAGUACUGCCAAACAGUAUUUAUAAACAGGUGCAUCAUCUUACAAUGCUGAAAUGAAAACAUUUUUUUCUCCCAAAUUGUGCACUUUCGAGAAUAGAGUGAAGCUUAUGAAGUGUAUACUUCAGCUUCAUGAACACAAAGCUAGACACAAAUCUCCUCAGUUUAAUUUAAUUUUAAAAUAUCUUACAAAGGAUAUUCCAUUUAGACCACUUCAUUUGGUCACUUUCAGCUUAUAAUAGUUUGAGAUUGAAAACAUUUCAGAUGAAAUCUUCUGAAUUCCCCAUAUGGUAUAUGUGCACUGUAAUACUGAAAUACCUGAGGCAACCCAUCUUUAUAUUCUAAUGUCUUUGUUGCAGAAUAGGUCAUCUUUGUUGCAGAAUAGGUGUUCCAAAAUCUCAGGUGUUCACCAAGUGAUGAGAAGUUUAGAGUUCUCCAGUAUGGCCUUCAGUCCCACAGCUUAAUAAGACCAUCCCAUCCACACGUGAUUACCUUGGAUGUCUCAUGUGGGUGCCAUACUGCACCUAUACAGACUUUGUCAUGGGCUUUCAAUCGACUGUAUAGUUUUGUUGUCUUCCAGUCCCAGAUGUUCAGUUUUCCAUCUGCAUCACCUGAUAUAACAUAGCUUCAAAGAAAAAUUAAAAAUGGCUUCAAUCCAUUGAAAUCAAAUUCUGAAGGGUUAUGUCAAAACACCAAAAUAUGGUUUAACAUAGAAAGCAGAUGAAAUAGUAAUUGCUUUCCAUGCUUACUUUUUACUGCAGGGUUUUUGCGAUGAAUUACACUAAUCACAAUGGCCUCAAAAGUUACCUGCCCAGCAGUGGGCUGCUUACAAGAUGCUGUGCGCAUCAGUUGCCCAACUGGUUGCCGCUGUGGUCAGUAUCACCAUGCAAAUCAGCUGCUCAAAAGGGUUAAAAUAGUUAAACCAAUUUCUCCUCAUGCUGCCCCCAUCAUAUGACAAGGAAGGGGAAGACAACCCCCAAUUCCUCCCCUCCCCCAAGAUUCUGUCAAAAACGAAUGGUACCAAAACAUAGGCUCAGCACUGCUAGUAUUGGGCACCACAUGUGCAGCCUUGACUACUGGAUGGAGGAACCUGGACACUCUUCCUCCUCCCUAAUCCAGAAUCAUUGUUACAGACUAUACACAUAUGAGGACUCCUUUGACAGUUUAAAAACAUCUUUUAAAUCACUUUAGAGUCCAAAAUCAGACCAUGGGGAAAAAGUCUGAAAAUCAAAAUGGGGAAUGAUAUCCCAUAAUAGCCAGAUGAACUAUAAUGAAACAUACCUCAUGUCAGGUGAAAAAUCUACUUGGCAAGCAUACCCAGCCACCAUAUGGCCCUUGAAUAUUUUCUUUUUAUUUAGCCUGAAUCUGUUUUGAGCUCCAAAAAUCAAAAUCUGGUUGUCCAUCGAUUGACAAGCCAGCCACUUCCCUGUUAAGAGUAAAAAACAUGAAUGUUAAAUGUCAUUCUUAAAAUAAAUUCAUGCACUUAGAUUUCUACAUCUGAUAUCCAUAGUAUAUUUAAAAAAAGAAAGCCCCAAUUUUGCAUUCUACAAAGACACACAAUCUGAGACAUGCAAUUAUGAAUUAUUUUGGUUGUAAUAGGACUUAACAUGGAUUUGUAUUCUGCCAUAAAUAUGGAGCCUCAAGAGCUAAAUUCUAAAGCAAUAAAUUAUUCUAUGAGAGGCCUAAGAAGAUACGUUGGCUUACCAUUUGGAGACAAAGUCACUGCUGGCAUUGAGUGCAUACUGGGUUCUGCUAUGUAUUUGAAAUCUACUGGUAUGUCCCUAUGGAAGAAGACAAAAUAUAUGGAUGAAAUACUACAAAAAUACACCUAGUAAACAAAAUUAAGAGAUGAGAGGGGCCUAGAGGUCUGCAGUCUAAAUGUGUUUACUUGGCUAUUGAAUUCUGCAGUGUCUAACAACGCCAUGUGUAAUACACUUACUUUCUUUCUCCCUGUGUUCCAAAUUUAGGAAUCAGGAUCUCCUUCAAUGCAGAGAGUGGGUGGUCUAAUGCCUAACCAUUUUGAAGUGAAAUGAGCCCCCUGCCCUGGACAAUGUUGUGGGGUUUCUGCAUUCUGUCAUACAGUAGUUUGCCAGUUAGAGCAAAAUGUUACCACCUGCUCAUGAAAAAUCCCUAGCCUCAAAACAGCAGUUGAGCCCCGAAAGGUUGAGGGUAUCAGCUGGAAAUAAACAAAAGAACAAUGGAGGAGGAAGGAAUGGGCUGGCUUGAGCUUCUAACAGUUUAUAGUGCAUUGGAUGGGGUAGGGCAGCAGUGGGAGAUACCUCGCCCACAGGCCUAAUUAGGCCUGCCAUUUGGCCAAGCCACACUCACCUGCCCUACACCAGAUGUCAUAAAUGACAGCUGGUGUGGGGCAGCAGCAUUUUCCUCUCUCAUUCUCCAGAGCUCCCCUCCCUGUGUAAAACAACAAAGUGGACUCAGGUUUGGGCCAGGCAGACAGCUUUAAAUCUGAGCCCUUUGGCAUUAUGCACACUGUGGAGGUGGUUUUUAGGAGGGCUGGAAAGAGAAGAGUUGGGGAGGAGUCUCUUUACCUAUCAUUCACAAACCCACACUGUGUCACAAGACUCCUCAUUCUAUGCUAGCUGGAGCCCUGAAAAGGAACAUUCCUAGGUAUGCACAGCAGCACUUUGUUGCAGAUCUCUCUAGUUCUUUAUUUUUGAAUAAUGCUCUAGACCAGGGGGUCAGCAACCUUUUUCAAACGUGGGCCGGUCCACCAUCCCUCAGACCAUGUGGUAGGCCGGAUUAUAUUUUGGGGGGCAAAAUGAACGAAUUCCUAUGCCCCACAAACAACCCAGAGAUGCAUUUUAAAUAGAAGUACACAUUCUACUCAUGUAAAAGCACGCUGAUUCCCGGACCAUCCGCGGGGCCGGACUGAGAAGGCGAUUGGGCCGCAUCUGGCCCCCGGGCCUUAGGUUGCCUACCCCUGCUCUAGACUAGGGUAGGGAAGCUUGAAUCGUGGGCUAAUGGGGGAGGGCAAGGCUCAAUCCUGCUGGCGGCUGCUUCACCAUUACUAGGAAUAGUUCCUAGUAAUAUCUCAAGAUUUGUAGAAAGAAAAAGGCAGCAUUCAACAUGAUUUUCUUGUUUUUAAAAAAUAAAUAAAUACUUGAAAAUAAAUACAUGGGAAGAUCUGCCUCAAGUAGGAGAGAGUUAAAGGACUUCAGCACACUUACACUGUACAAAGAAUAAAAGAUUUCCCACUAGAAUUUUCUUUUGCUUCAUGAUUCUGCUCAAGGCAUUUAACUGUUUAGUUUUGGUUAACUAAAUGGUCUUUGGAAACUCUUGAGAAUUGCUAUGGCUGAUAUAAAUAUCAUCAGCGUCUGUGGGUGGCACUGAAGAUUUAACAAUGCAGAAACCAUUCAUUACACAGCUACAUUAACCUCCAUAAUAUUUACAUACAUCACAUUAAUGACAAAUUAGAUGGAGUGUAAAUGCUCUCAUGAAGGUUAAUUGCAGCUUAAUUUUGUUCAUAUAACCAUGAGAUCAUAUAAAUUCAAAGUAAUCAAAUUCUACCACUGGCGCUUUGGGCCAACAGAAAGACCGGAAAGCUUUUUUUAGAAGAUUCACUCACACCUUUAAGAAGCAAAAAUGCAAGGGAGGAAAACCUAUUUGCCUGUUAUGGCAAAUAACUUCAGUACUUCAUGUCCAGCUUUUAUGCAGCACAUCAUUAAAAGAAUCCUACAGAUUUUAGAUAAACCACACAUUUAUUUGUUUUUGUUUAAGAAAACAAGUAACCCUCACCCUGAAGGGCACAGCAAAUCUGAGUAGACAGGAUGCGAGGGCCCUCAACCAAUCUCUCACUCACUAUACCAAACAUUCUGUUAUUUUGAAGUUUAUUAUUCAACUUCAGAGAUCAUUAAAAUGAAGUCAAAAUGCCCCCCAAGAAAGAUUAGAGCAGGAGCCCAGUGCAACAGCACUCUUUUCCACUUGAGAUUCCCAGCAACUGAUUAUUAGAGCUAUACCACUUUGGAUAAUGGAGGUAGUACAGACACUAGGUGUAAUUGUCCCUCCAUGAAUUUCUCCAUUUGCAUUUACUGUGAUUUCUGUAUUUCAUCUACCCAUUCCUCAUGGUUAUAGUAGAUGUUCAUAUGGCCCUUAAGCAUUAUGAAGUGGUACUGGUAAAGCCAGUAGGUGGUGCUCUUUCCCCAGAGUCAAUAACUAACCAAAGCCCAAACAAAUAAUUUUAUUGCAAUGGUUCCAUUUAAAAAGAAAGAAAGAAAGAAAGAAAGAAAGAAAGAAAGAAAGAAAGCUGACUAAAAGUAUGUCUUCAUUCUGAUAACUCCAGUCUCUGACCUGAAAGUAAAAUGUUUGUGUCUUGGCAUCCUUUCUUGAAUAACCCACGAUUUGACACAACACUGGAAAACAUACUCCUUUCUUUGCCAUAUUUGCCCAUUGUUUCUUUGACAACAUCCCCUUUAAAUGUGGAGUAAACUGCGGUCCCUCCUAAGUUUUAUCUCAAGGCUGGUACAGAGAUGCAAGCUAACCAAGGUUUAGGAAUCAGGCCAUGUCAUUGUAUGCUACAUCUCAGCAUCAUUAAUUCCAGAGAAGGGGAGGAGACCUGUGACUCUAGGUCCUAAAAUUUAGAUUCUACAGCAUAAAUUGCAAAACCAAGUCGAGAAUUUACUAAACAUUCUGGAUGGGGUAGACUCACAGGAAAGAAGUCUAAAGUUCUGCAACCAGUGGGCAUCAUGGCUAUAUUGAGGGGGAAAGUAUAAAGAGAAUACAUUCACUACUCAAACUAUAUUUUCUUCCUCUCUAAUAAAAAAGUCAAGACACAGUUUUUUUACUUACCAUUCCCAGACUCUUAAACUCUUGUCGUCAGAUGUACUCACAAAUCUUCUAUUCUCAUCCACGAAAACAAUGGUGUUAACAGCACCCAAAUGCCUAUCAUAUUCCUGAACAAUUUCUCCACUUCGAAUAUCCCACUGCAAGACAAAUCCAAACAACUCCUUAAAAAUGGUGAAGAAAAUGAUCCAUUUUAAAAAACCAAGUAUUUUGUAACAGAAAUAGCCUAUUAUUACUGCAACAAUACGAAAAGAAUUCUGGUUAAAUAGUCAAUUGGUUUGAUCUUCAAAUUGUUUCUGCAUGAUCUUUACCAAAUACUCUGAAUUUUCUAACUUACCUGUACAAUUUUCUUAUCUGACAUUCCUGCUACAAAAAGAUUUUGCUUAUCUUCAUCUGGAUUGAAUUUGACACAGUAGGGAACUUUCCUGUUUGUGAAUCUUGAAAUACACUGUCCUAGAGAGGGGGUGGGAGGGGAAACAGAUCAAUGAAGAGGAAGAGAUUCACAUACCCAGCUUCUUCGUUUUCUGUUGUAGCUGUUGGGUUGUAUGGUGGGAUGACAAUUUUGCACAUAAUAAAAUAAGCCUCAACCUGUAUUUCUGAAGGGAGUGCCAUUUGCCUUAAAUCCAGAUUACCAAACCCAAUCCAUUGAUGGCCAUUUCAUGCAAUACAAAGCAACAAACCUGGUUUUGCCAACAACUGUAAUUUCUGGAGUACAGAAAUAUAGGCAGUUACCCUCAAACCACUGGUUCAUCUAACUCAAGAUUGUUCACAGUGGUCCUGAUUGGCAGUGAACUCCCCAGGAUUCAGACAAUGGUGUUUCCUAGCCCGCCC
Molecule: messenger RNA, 82015 nt
Organism: Podarcis lilfordi (Lilford's wall lizard)
Lineage: Eukaryota; Metazoa; Chordata; Lepidosauria; Squamata; Lacertidae
Source: the annotation of a GenBank genome assembly